GGGGAAUCCAGUAUCUAACAGCUCUCCAAGCCUCACACCACCAUUAGCACUGUCCUUACACAACUGCAGUGACUCCUGCUAUGGGGACAGCUCCUGCACCAUGGAUCAUUCUGACAGCAGUAUUCUUAUGGAUGGCUGUACCUGUAGAAAGCAAGGUAAUUGUGACCAUCUAUUCAGUUUUUUUUUACCCACAGUAAUAGUUUCCUUUAAUGAUUUAUAAUCACCAGACUUGUACAGAAAGGCUAUGCAUCUAAAGAUGUUUAAAAAGUCGCUGGUGUUUCUACCAUGUGUAUAAUUCCCAUUAAAAAAAAAUUAAAAUUUUAUAUAUAUAUAGUUUUAAGGUGACGUGCUUUCUUGGAGCAAUCUGAUCAUAAAUCAAAGUUUUAUCAUAGAAAGUAAAUGCACAGGUGAAAUAAACUGGCUGCAAAUGUAAGCCUCAUUGAAUGCAGGUUGCCAAGACCUGACUAUUUAACCCCUUGAAUCCAAGGGGGUGAGCCCCACCCCCUGGCACCCAGAAGGUUAACCCAAUAACAAACAGAGCCUCUCCCUGAUUAUCUGAAAUCCUUGGGUGUGUUUUCAUUCUCUUGUUACUGGCUAUUCUGUUCUAGUAGAUCCCAGGUGUUCAGAAUAUCGCUAGCUUGAAUUAACUUCAAACAGAAUGAAUUGUUUCCUUUAACAAUAGGAUGCAAUGAGCUGGCUUGCUUGGUCUUGUGUCUGCACAUUUAUAGGGCAUGUUCUGAUAGUUAGAUGUUAGUCAGUUCCUAAUUAGAGUCCCUUAAAGCUGGUAUACUGUGCCUUGUACAACAUUGUAUUGGCUAUGUGUUUUCCUCCACUGGCUGGAAUGAUGAGAGUUGUAGUCCAACAAGAAAUGGACAGCUGCCUUUUAUCACUACCUUUUUUUUAUUUUGUUUUUUCCUCUUCAAUAAAUUUUUGGUUUUAUCCAUUUCUUGCUAAACAAACAUGAUUAACAAUAUGGAAAUUAUUUGUUUGCUUUACAAGAAUUUUGUGUGUGUGUGUGUGUGUGUGUGUGUGUGUGUGUGUGUGUGUGUGUGUGUAUAUAUAUAUAUAUAUAUAUAUAUAUAUAUAUUUUAUUUUUGAGAAACUCCAAUAAUCUGUUACACAUGUGCUAUGGAUAAAAUCAAAAUGUACUUGUCUAUGCAAGACUUCACAUAUGGAAUUAAAUUUUUUCACUUGUGUACUACAUUUUCUUAUUCCUUAUAAGUUAAUGGGCCAGCGGAAAUUUCCAGCCUUGUGUCUACAUUACACGCAUACUUUCUGAUCGUAUGUGUACAUGCAGCGAGAAGCCAUGCUUUGGAACCAAAGAGAAGCCUUCCAGCCUGCUUACCAGUGACUGCUGCUCUUAACCAAUUUCACGCCUACCUUAGCCAGUGAGGUGCACCCCCCUUUGGAAUGCAGUCCAGUUAUUUGAGGACACAGGGCUGCAUUGAUUCUGCAGUUUUGUUUCUGCUCAAUCUAAUUAAAAGUGCAUUGCUUGGCUGGAGAGUGGAGGUAGCCGAAAGAAAAUAUAUAUAAUUGCUCCCCAGUGAAAACUGUAAAUUCAGCAUUGUACCAUUCUUUAUAAUUAGGGUGUAGUUUCAUUUUAUGUUUGUGUGGGAUUUAUUUAUUUUUAACUUUGCCUUUGUCCUUCUUUUGGGGAUCAAUGAUGAUCUCCUUAUAUAUUAUUUUUCUUGAUCAUUAUUAUAUAAAUUGUAAUCCUUUGUAGUAUUGGGCAUGAUUGAUCAUUUAAGUAUUACUGAUGUUAUUGUCCCGUUCAAAAAAAAAAAUGAUGGGAGUUUGUUGUAGGUUUCAAAGUAACUUCUGUGUGCCUUGUCCAUGUGUAAAAAUGUUCCUGUAUAGUUAUAACAGAAUUUACAAAACUUUAUUUAUUUUUAAAUAACAAGCCGAGAACAGCAUGAAUCUUAAAGUGGCACUGUCACUAUUUGUGGACAUUACAGAAUUCGCAAAGACCCCCGGCAGUGAUAUUGCUUUUGGGAGGCGUGCAGGUAAGGGUGAGUUCGGCUUAUCUAAAACUGCCCCUUGAGGGUGUGGAAAUAAUGUUCUAGCGGGUCCCCUUCAGCUGACAUCACUACUGUACUCUGACAUGUAAAUCAUACAGGCACAGAGGUGUUUUUUUUUGUUUGGCUCUAUAGAGCGCACCUGACUUUACCUCUGCUGGCUGUGCAUGCAUUUUGGCUUUGAUGUCUCAAUGAGCUGUAGUCUUAUAAUGAAAAGUUUGCUCGCUUGCGUUUUGACUACAGAGGCUUCUCAAUGAAAAGCAUCUGGUCAAUCCACUGGCACAGACAGGGAAAAAAUAGGAGGGCUUGCAACAGCUGCUGUUAAGCGCUUCACUCCUCUCCCCCCCAAAAAAAAAAACCAAAACAAAACAAAACAAAAACAAAACAACCAACCAAGCAAAAGAAAAUACAUGCAUGCUUUAUUUGUGGACUUAUAUAUCUAAUUCCUCCCCACUCCCCUCCAGUGGAGUGUUCCUUUUUAAAAUUAAAAUAAAUAUAUAUGUAAUAAAAGCUUAUAGAGCAAAAUUUGAGUUGGGGCAUAUCGGCUUAAUUGUGAGCUGCCACUGGCUACUCAGUUACUCAAACUAGCAACUGGGUAAGCUAUUGCAGCAUUGGAAUGGGGCCACUAAACUAUUGUGGUGGAGACAUGGCACUGCCCCCCAUCCAGUGGGCAUCAUAUUGAGGUUGUACUUACUCUAUAAUAAUAUGUGGCGGAACUGAGGUGGGGGCAGAUUGGAUUUUUGCCAAGGGUGAUACAAAUCCUUACAGUGGGCCUGGGUCAGACCGUGAGCAGGUUCACUACAGGAAGUAACAAAAUAUAAUCAAAAUAUUAUCAGUCUUUCUACUACAAUUAGGGAUAGUUUCAUAUCACUACCACAUAAAAUAACAGAAAAAAAGUAUAUUCAUCUAAACCUGCACAAAGAUGCAGGUUGAAACAGAUCAAAACAGUCUGUCUGGUCCAUACCUUGUAGACAUCUCUCAAAUAGUCUUUCUAGUUCUACAGGCACCAUAUCUCUAGGCCAGUGGUUCCCAACCCAGUCCUCAAGUACCCACUAACCGUGCAGGUGUUAGGGAUUAUCCAGUUGAGUGUUUUUUAGAAUUCUUUUAUUUUUUAUUACAGGGUAAUGGACUGGUAGGAGGUACCUGAAGACUGGUUUAGGAACCCCUGCUCUAGGCAACAAGGAUUUUACCAUAGUCUCUCCUCAUAAACUGCUCCUGAGUCUGUUGCUGUCUUCAAAUAGUGCUGGUCCACAAGGCAAAGUGAUGAUCAUACUGUAUGUCACUAUACACUGCAUGAGGGAGCAGAGCAAAAAAAAAGCUCAAAGCUUACAUGAUCCACUCCAUCUCUCCCAAAAGUAGGGAGGCUGGGUGGACUUAAAGGACCACUCUAGGCACCCAGACCACUUCAGCUUAAUGAAGUGGUCUGGGUGCCAGGUCCUUCUAGGGUUAACCCAUUGUUUUAUAAACAUAGCAGUUUCAGAGAAACUGCUAUGUUUAUCAAUGGGUUAAGCCUUCCCAAAGCCUCUAGUGGCUGUCUCAUUGACAGCCGCUAGAGGCGCUUGCUUUUGAGCACGAAGCGCCCAUAGGAAAGCAUUGAUAAUGCUUUCCUAUGACUGGCUGAAUGGCGCGCAGCUCUUGCCGCUGCGCGCAUUCAGCCCGGCGGUCGGAGGAGGAGAGAGGAGGCAGAGAGCUCCCCACCCAGCGCUGGAAAAGGUAAGUUUUUUUUUUCCCUUUCCCCCUUCCAGAGCUGGGCGGGAGGGGGUCCCUGAGGGUGGGGGCACCCUCAUGGCACUAUAGUGCCAGGAAAACGAGUAUGUUUUCCUGGCACUAUAGUGGUCCUUUAAAGUAAAGUAAAAAUAAAUAAUUUUUGUGAGCGUAUGAGAAAAUAUGUCCAUCUUUUCAGAAUGUGUGUUGGUUUAGGUGAUUUUAUCCCCCUAUCAGAUUGUAUGGAGAAGGUAUUUUUACUCCCCUUUUUUUCCAUGUUGUGGCGGUCUUGCUGUAGCUAGCCCUGCCUCCAUGGCUGAGAUAAUUAAUCUUGAUGAUCUCAGUUAAGCCAAUGCAUUCCCAUAGGAAAGCACUAGGAGGCUAUUGCGCAUGCACUAAUCCACAUCUCCUUGUAGAGAUACAUUAAAUCAAUGCAUAUCUAUGGGGAACGUUCACCGCCUCCAUGCAGAGCAUGAAUGUAGGUGCUGCACACUGUGCAUCAUUGGACUAGGAAUCACCACUAAUGGCCAUCUGAGUGACAGACACUAGGGGUGUUACUAGGCAACAAUGUAAACACUACCUUUUCUUUGAAAAGACAGUGUUUACAUUGAAAAGCCUGCAGGGACAGGCUCUAGACACAAUAAUCACUUCAUUAAAGGGACACUAGAUGAACCCAGGCCACUUCAGCUCAUUGAAGUGGUCUAGGUGCACUGUCCCCGUCCCGUUAGCACUGCAGUGUUGAACAUUGCAGGUUUUGAGAUGUCUGAUCAAACGUGUUGUUUAUGUUCUUUUAAUUAUUACUACUGCAGUUUCCUUUCCUUUGUAAUGCCCCUCUAUUGCUGCUCAGGGUCAAACUCUGAUUAAAUCCUGUGAGAAGUUUUUUGAAUCUUCCUCAUUAGCUGUCUGAGUGAUUUUACUUGUUAUUCCCAAUGUAUCCUUUUCAGGCAGUAAAUAUGCUGCUCUUAAAGACAUGUCUGCCUACUGGACAGAUCUCCACUUCCCAUGAUGCAGCCUCCAUUUUGGGUCCAUGCCUGCUGCAUUGUUUAAGCCAGUUGCUUAUGCAGCAAUGUGUAGAGACAGUAUCUGACAGCUCUUCCCAAACUCCAUGCUUCGAAUACAUCCUGCACAUUCUCCCCUGCAGUCUCUGAUAAGCCUUCCCUGUUUCCAUGCUUUGAGUUCAUCCCUCCCUCGCCUUAGCCAUUUCACUCUCAUCCAGGCAAGAGUUGAAAGCACAGUUCCUUAGUCUGAUAUCCUGCAUAUAUAAAUUGAACUAAACUGCUUUAGUAUUGACAUCAAAUAGUAAUGUCUUUAGCACUGCAGUUCUUGUGGACUACAUUUCCAAUGAGACUUAGGCAGCCAUUCAUCUGGCUAACAGUGUUAUUCACUAGAGUGAGGAUUACCAGGAAUUCAAAGUGAAUUUCAAAAUGUAUUAAAGUAGUGGGGUGACGACAAUUAUGUAAAUUGAGUCUUCUGUGGGUGUCAUUGUGGGUAUCUAAGUCACUGUGUGUGUGCAUAUGUGUAAAUAUGCAUAGAUCCCAGCAUUCAUAUUCAAACAUCAACACUACACACAAACACAUCCCUCCAAUCAAACACCAACACUUCAUGCAAUCAAAUACCAACACGAUAUGCAAACACACACUACAUACAAAAACACUGUGGCAAUCAAUCACCAACACUACAUGCAACCAAACCCCUGCAUUCGAACACACAAACUUUACACAUAUGCACCCCUUCAUUCAAACACGAACACUUUAUACAAACACACCCCUGCAUUCAGACGUACUUCCCAUAAGUAUGCCACUAUUUUCAAGUGGCAACAGUACAUACAAACACAACGGCAACCAAAUGCCAACACUACACACAAAUAGACCCCUACGUUCACAUACACCAUACACAAACAUGCUUACAUACAAAUACUGCCAAAUAAAACUUAUUCUAUGGGGGGGGGGGGGGUUGAUGUCUGCAUGAAGACAUCCAGCAUAACCAAAAACUACCAUAGAAAAACAUUAUACAAAUCCUAAUGCGAGUGCGUUAGCGGAGGAGGAGUGGAGACUGAAUGAGGGACUUUGGGAUGCUGAGGAACAUCGGUCCUGAAACCAGGUAAGUUAUAAAAGGAUUUUUAACCCUUCAGCACCACUAGGUGUGGCACGAGUGAGGGGGGCACUGUAUGAAGCUAUAGUGCUAGGAAAACAACUUUGAAAGCUUAAAGGGACUCUCUGUAGGCAACCACAGCUUAACAUAGUGGUUCCGGGGAAAAGAGACAGUCCCUGCAGUGUAAACACUGCCUUUUCUAAGAAAAGGCCAUGUUUGCAUUUCUGCCUAAGGCCACCUCAGUGGCUGUCACUCAGACACCCACUAGAUAGGCUUAUUUUGCUUUCCUGGAUUGCAGGACCAGCAUUCAGCGUCUUCAUAAGGUUCUGUCAUUUCCCCCUCCCUCCUAGUAAAUAAUUUAAUAAAGAUAAAAUCUUUAUGAAAUACUGAUAUUGAGUGUGUUGGAUAUUUACUGAAAUUCCAACACAUUUAAAAGAUAUACCAAGACAUAAUAGGGAUGUCUCUGUAUUAGCAUGUUUCCUACUCUUGACAAAGGCAGAGCUACCACCAUCAAGUUUUCUCAUUUCUCUCCGCCAGCACUGUUGACUGAUGUAGGGGAAAAAGGCAUUGUCCACUGGAGGAUCCUGUGGUCAUGAGAGUACAACACUGAUGUGGGGUCCUAGUUGAUGAAGCACCAGGAGCUGAAGAGGAUUGUCAGGAAGACUGUGGCAGCAGCUGCAUUACAUUAUACUUUUUAAUAUAAACGUUUUUGCACAAACAUACCUUUUGCUGAAAGGUUGAAUUUUGUUAGCAUAAUGUUUUGUGAUUCUUACAUCCCUCCAAAACCGCAGCGAGUCUUUUACUGAGGUAUACUGUCUGCAUUUUUUUGAAGUCACAGAGGCAAACUUGGAAAGAGUCUAUUUAAAUGUUCAAAUAAAGAUUGUGAGUUUGCUUUGCUUGUGUGUAUGUCAUUAGGAACAGUUUAGUACCCCCAGCAGUUGACAUAAGUAAACAAGUUAAAUAAGUACAUAUUUGAGAGUAGACCAUGAAGUUUCCACCAAUUUUUGGCAAAGUUGUUGCACUUUUUUUCUCUUCUUUCAUCCCCUAUAUUUAAUUGUAUGUCUGGAUUUUGUUCAUAUGUUUUAUGCGGAAAUUACCUUUCAUAAUCAUGACUGCUGACCCUCUCCCUUUUUCCUUCCGUUACCCUCUUCCCCCCCCCCCCAAUAACUCACAGACAACCAAAUUGUGGGUAAGGGCAACUGCCACAGAUUGUAUUAGCAAGCCAGCAUAACAUAAACAACUGUCAGCUGCUGAACUUUUCCAGCAGACAGCUAAACAUAACUUUAUUCUUCCUGAGCCUCUUCAGCCUUAAGUCCGUCCUCAACCAGACCAAGCUGCAACUCCCCAAGCCCGUCCGGGCAAUGAUCUCAGUUCCACUUGCUGGUGAAGGACAAAUCGCCACGGCAGCCUCUCACCUAUCCUCGCAGAGGACUGUGUCGCCCUGAAGCCAUGCCUGUUCAAUGGCCGACUGUAAUCCCAAAUUGAAAAUAUCCAACCCAAUUUCAUUCAGGUGGACCCCAUCUGUCCUCAUUAGGUUUAAGUUGUUCCCUUCCAGCUCCACAUGACGAGCCACAAUGCCACCCAACCUCCACACAAAACAUGAAAUAGUCAUGUUGAACCGCCAUCUGCUGUGCUCCACUGCCUUGGCAUGUGGCAGCGCCCCCCAAGCCAGACGCGGAAUGACUUCGGACCACACCAGUGUGAUAUCACUGAACAGCCAAAUCGUGCUUGCACGCAUAAGUUAUAUAUACCGCACGGCUCCGUCCCAAGUAAUUCCCCCCCGGCAUGAAUUCAUAGAACCACUGGCCCGGUCAUGAAGCGACAGAGCGACGUACUCCGGAUACAGUUGGUGCCAACCCAAACCCCGGAUCUCCCGCCAUCGUACCCUAACCUGCUCGUGCGGGAGCAAUAGUUUCCGGCCAUACAGUCUCUGCUCUGCACACCUAGCCGCCCAAUAAAUAAAGGAGUGACCGAUGAUCCAAACAUACCGGGGAAACCGGAGAGAAGACAACACAGCAUAAUGCACCAAAGCUCUACAACAGGUGGGGAUGAAUGUACAACUGAAAUCUGCGGGUAUCCCACUGACCCAUUCGCUGAAUUGCAGCAUCAGACAGCCCUUCUUGAGGCGCCUGCAUUGCUGCACCAAUCCAAAAAGGAGUGGGGAGAGUUACCUUGAUCCGCUACUCCCAACGCCCGCAACUCUGCCUUAAAAACACUGGAGAACUGAGUCAGAGUUAAGACUGACCCAUUUGCAUGAAGCAAAAAGGACUCUGCCGCCUCCGGCCAUGACCACAAAUAUUGCCCUAUCUGCGCCACUGGACAUCACCUUCCCUUAGUAGCACCAAUGCUAACCAUUCUCAUCCUAGCUGGUCUGUUUUGGACCUCAGAAUGAACAACUCCACCCUGUUCAGCGCAAACAUCCUCCCUCCGGGGAGAUGCCCAGGCCCUAUCUGACGUGGCCACCAACUCUCCUAUACACAGCGCGGCAUAAAAACAGAGAAAAGGCUACCCGAAACAGCAGCGCCUUGAAGGCGGAGAAGCACACAGACGAGAGAACACCACACAGUGCAUCCAACAGGUGGACGGACACUGGCUGCCUACAAUCAAAAACUCUCUUCCUUCCUCCACCCCUGAAGCACCCUCUGGACCACAAACUCUUUGGAAACUUCCUCCCACCCCAUACAACGCAUCAGAAAGGAAAGAGACACUAAACUGCGUUCCACCGGCGCCAUGGACGAUGCACGCUCCGUAAGGUUGACCGGUAAGCCAAUGUAGACUGCAACCUACCCUCAGCGGAAUACAAACCGAACUCUCCCGCAUAGUCCAGCCACCGCUCCCACACUGCCCGAUAGGCUGUCCACGAAACAGGAGCCAGCGAUCUCCUAAACAGGUCUGCUAGGUUCCGAAAUCAAGGGUGGGACAUACCAGACCAUCGGCCUCGGCUCCUGGAGCGACUUCCCGAAAACGAUCCCACUGAAAGCGAGAAAGAGAAUCGGCAAUAACAUUAGACACCCCGGGAACAUGCAUUGGCCGAAACCAAAUGUUAAACUCCAGACAACGCGGCACCAACCAACGCAACAGAGCCAAAGCUGGAACCAAACCCGACGAUAAUCAAUUCACCACAUGGACUACACUCAUGUUAUCUGUGCGGAAAACCACCUGCCUAUUUGCGAGCUCCUCUCCCCACAAUUCCACCGCUACCACAAUAGGGAAAAGCUCAAGAAAAGUCAGGUUCCGUAUCAGCUCCGCCUGCUGCUGGCCAAGGCUCUGCACCGAAGCCUAUGGAGCCAGAGGCAUCCGUAAACAACUCAAGGGCCACAUUUGAUAUUGCUUCCUGUCGCCAAAACGUCCACCCAUUGUACCCCGCUAGGAACUUGCUCCAAACCCUCAAAUCAUCCUUAAGCCGCUUGAUAACCCGAAUAAAGUGAUGGGGAAGACUAAUGCCGACAGUAGCAAGAGACCUAUGCGUACAAAACACCCGACCCAUAGGCAUGAUCCAACAAGCAGAGUUUAGAUGGUCCAACAGGACUGCACUUUCCAUGCACCCCUCACCUGAUCGACCAUGGUGGUAAGGAUUCCCAAUUUGUCCACCGGCAAAUGAAAAACAAAGAUGGAGUCAAUCUUAAUACCCAGGAAGGAAAUAACCGCCUUCGUCUUGUCCUCCGCCACUGGAAUCCCCAAAUCUAGCAUAAGUGCCCUAAAUUGUCCCAACAAAUCCUCACACCGCGAAGAAUGCGCAGGACCGAUGAACAAGAAGUCGUCAAGAUAGUGCAGGAGGGAAGAGAAGCCCGACACCUGCGCCAUGAUCCAUUCCAACAAAGAACUAAAAACUUCAAAAUAAAAACAAGAAAUCAAGCAACCCAUGGGAAGGCACAUGUCAUAGAAAAAAAAUCCACCUGAAACUGACACCCAAACAAAUGAAAACAGGGUAAACUGGCAGCAACCGAAAAGCUGACUGUCAGACUUAGCCAUCCGGGCCCUGCUUCCCAAACGAAGUGUAUUGGACCCGACUAUCCUCCUUCGCUAUCCCAUCGUUAACCGAGGACCCCGAUGGAAAGGUCUAGUGAUGAAUAAGGAACCAGGCCCAAUGGGGACACCAGCAAAUUAUCGAAUGGAAAACGGACUAGCCAUCUGUCCCAUCACCACUUCUUUUCUCAGCUUAGCUGCCAACACCGCUUCCUUACCCUGGAUGGAGGACAAAUUGUGCGCAAACUAUGCCUCCCCCAAUAGAGUAAAUGGGAUCUGCAGUGGCUCUCGUUGAAGAGCCAACAGGUGCCCUUCUUGUGCCCUGCGGGCGGCCGAAGGAAAGGACGAUGUCGAUGGACGACAGGGAGUCAUUAGAAGCAACCAAAGGUUGCCAUCCUGCAUUCCAAAAUCCAGUUUCGGUCGUACCACCACUUUCUGCCUAAACUGCUGGUCAUACUUAAACCAGCACUAUCCCCCGUACACCUUAUAAGGCCUCCAAUUUAAAUCCAAAUACGUAAACAAUGAUGGGGCGUGCUCCGGAAACCUCGCUGACAUAAUGCUGGCAUAGGUUGCAAGUCCUUGCAACCAAUUCCCGAAGGUACAGGGAGCUGCUUACCUUUUUCACUCUCUGUCUCCUCGCUGCGUUGCGGUUUAUCCGCCGAUUUCCCUAUCAAAUGGGACCUAAGAGAUGAAGUCCUCAUACUCGCCCUUAAAGGGACACUCCAGGCACCCAGACAACUUCUGCCCAUUGGAGUGGUCUGGGUGGCAACUCCCACUACCCUUAACCCUGCAAGUGUAAUUAUUGCAGUUUUUUAUAAACUGCAAUAAUUACCUUGCAGGGUUAACUCCACCUCUAGUGGCUGUCUACAAGACAUCCACUAGAGGGCACUUCCUGGAUCAUAGCACAGAUUUGUGCUAGAGCGUCACUGGAUGUCCUCACGCUGUGUGAGGACCUCCAGCGUCGCUCAAUUCCCCAUAGGAAAGCAUUGAAAAGCGGUGUUCUACUCCAGAAUAUCCGCUUCCAUCCUCAUCCAGACUUCUGUGUUCUUCAGUGGCCUGUGACGUCUGCGUUCCCCGACACACAGGCGUCACGUAAGCACCACCAGUGUUCCGACGUGCAUCACACGCCCUCACUUCUGCCGAUGCUGGAAAAGAAGGGUGAGGACUGCAAGUCCUCACCACACCAGCGGCGCCAUCUUGGGACCCGCCAUCUUGACUCCUAGGCCCCCGACCGGGCUGUUUGACUCCUGCCACUCCGAUCACUGCUCCUCCUCAUACCGGUGCCAGGAUUCCGCCCCAGGGGGCCAGCCUCACUCGGCCCGGACUAUUCGCAGAUGUUGGCGCUGCCCUGGAUCUCCGAACUGGACCGCGGCCUGGAACGGCGGGCCCGACGUCCUCUAGUUUGCACCAGCCCUUCCUGAGAGUCCUGGACAUCGUGGACGCUGUACAGCAGCCUGCAUAGGACUCUGCGCCGUGGGUCCUCUCUGGAAGGCCUGCAAUAUAGUAAGCUGGGCCUCUCUGGACAGUUCAGGGGCUUGAGUCAUGAUUUUUGAAAAUAGUAAUUGCAGUUUUUCUUUACAGGACGACCAGAAACAGCACUGCCAGGUUCUGCCAGGUUCCCUCCUCGUGCUCUCCAGUGGUCUGGUAAGUCUUUUCCCAAUGUCCCCGGUCCAGGUGCAUCUCCAUCAUUCUAUCCCUUGUUGCCAUGCCAACCUGUCCGGGCAGCAGUCAUGCUCCCCCCUCCUUAUCCACUCCGGGGGUUGGCCUGGCAUUAUUAUUGGUAUUUAUAUAGCGCCAACUAAUUCUGCAGCGCUUUACAAUAUUAUGAAGGGGAUUUAAAAUAAAUGAGACAAUUACACAAUGACACAGGAACAAUAGGUAGAUGAGGGCCCUGCUCAAACGAGCUUACAGUCUAGACAUGUAAAAAUAGCGAUCACUGCAGACAGUUUGGUGCUCCAGAACAGCUAGCACAGGGAGACAAAACACCCAUGGUGUGUAAAUCUGUCUUUUUGGGGGUAGGUGAAAAUUACAUGUCUUGAAUACUUCAGUGAACUAAAAAAAAAAAACUAAUUGCAAUUUAGUAAUAGCCAUGGUGUGAUUACUGUUGAGUUGGAUAAUUUUUUUAAAAAUCUAUUAUUGUUGCCUAAAGUUUGCAAAUGAUCUUUUCUAUUUAAUAAAAUCCUGUGUUUUGUAAAUAAACCCAUCCACAUUCCGUGAGCACUUUAGUACAGCAGUUCCUGGGAAGGUGUCAAACAGCGCCAAUAAAAAGAAAAAACAUGAAGACCAUUAGCUUAGUGCUGGGAGUGCAGACUUUCAGCAGGAAUGCCAGUGCUUUCUUUAGUGAAUUGCUAAAAAGAUUUUCACAGCCAGGAAUCGGAUUGACUUUAGAGACCCCCUAUAGGUAAAACUGACCACCUACCUUGUUCUUUGCAAUUUGCUGCCAAUCCAAAGCCAUUGAGGUCUGAUUCUCAGGUUUAGUCCUGAUCUGAUCUGAAAACAAAGGAUCUAGGCACUUCAGCAGGACUUGCAGACUUUAAUCAGGAAAAAGGUACAAAGUGAUGACGUUUAAAACUGAGAUUUGAUAAAGACCACAUUUGUUAUUCAAAACGUCAUCACUGUAUUUCUGUACUAAUUAAAGUCUGAAAUGUCUACUGAAAUGCUUUAUAUAUAUAUAUAUAUAUUUGCAUUUGCAAGGGGUUUGGCCACCUCUGGUAUUUUUAUUUUUUUUGGCAGCAAGUGAUAUUAACUUUACGAAAGUGGCAGAGACUGCUAAAUAUUAUUCUAGGCAUAAGUAGUACUAUCGAUUAUAUCAUGUAGCAAUAAGUCAUUAUUUUACAGCAUUCUUGUAGUAGGAUGACCUAAAAUCGUAUAUACAUCACCUGCCCCUUCGGAGUUUGUCCGGGAGUCUUGCCAUCAAAGUGUUUUAAUUUGUAUGUAUUUAAACAAAGGAAAAAACAUAAAAUUAUUAACCAUUAUAACAUAUUAACUGUUCGGUCAGCGUUGAUUAUCUGGGUUAUAACUGAGCCUACACGUGAGCAAUAUCUGAAAAGCCGAGCCGCUAAUUUAAUUGGGUUCAACUCUUUUUUUUUUUUUUUGUUUAGUUUUUUUCUAACUUUGGGGGUAUAGUUAGGGUUAUAGAGAGUCGAAGUUCGUCAGUGUAGGGUUGAAACAGACUGUGAGAUGUAUAUCUCCAUGGAAUAUGUCCACACCGUUCAGAGUCAUCAAGUUGUCUGCAAGCAUUGGAGAGGGUAUGGGUACAGAGCAGGAUUACGAGAGCAGAUAGCUCCCCUCACCGUGUGGAUCACUCUCCUACAUCUCUAAUACUCCAUCGCUCCCACACUUCUUCAAAUGUUUUGUUGUGCCUCUAGUAUGAGCUGUUUCUGAUGCUUUUUUCUGAUGACAUAUUUUAUAAUAAUGAUUGCCAGAGAAAUUGUAGACUUUUUUUUAAAAAUUAAAUGUGAUUAAUCUGUGUUUUUUGUAUUCUAAAUCUAUUUUAAAGAAAUGCCCCAAAUACCAAUAAAUACAAAAUUACCACCAAUAAUUGGCAAAGUUGUUGCACUUUUUGUAAAAGUUUAUGGUGCCGGGAGUGCCCUAUGCCCAACCUCACUGUAAGGGGUCAAACCGCUUCUGCCUCUACUUCAAUUCAGACAGAAGCUCUUUUAAUAGAGCUAACCUGGCUACGAACAACCAGCUAACGCGCUCAGCCAAUGCUCUAGUUCAGCACUUCAGGGCUUGGCUCAGGAGAGUUAACACAAACUCCUGAGCAGGAGUUUCCAGUUCCCACUGAGCUGUAGAAGAGACUGAGAGCUUUGUUUGGCUGACCCCAAGAAGUCCCCAAGAAGUCAAACCAUUCUAAACUGUUCUAAAAUGAGAGCUGUAGUAGUUAUGGUGUUUGUAGUGUGUGUUAACUUAAAAUAAGGUAGUAGGACAAAACCCCUAAGAUAUUAACAGGUGAGGUUUCUGUUAAUUAACUAGUUUGUGGUUAAAUGUGUGAUCUGACCCACUGAAACAUUACAAGCAGCAAUUGUUAUUCAUCAUCACCUGCAUAUCUUAAGUUGGGUUUUGAAGGAUUCUUCUUGGGCAUAGAAACUAGAGAAAUCCUGUUUCCACAACUAUCCCCAACAGAGUUCCCAGCUUGACAUGAAACUGAGCACAGAUAGGCAUUGUUUUUCAAAAUUCAUACAGCAUUUCUGCAGAUACCCUUCGCAAUGAAUGUUGAUUUAAACACGGCUUUCUAAUAACCAAAGCAAGGCUGUUAACCAAAAGAAACAGUGACCAGAAACCAGUUUUAGAGGCCCCCUCUAGAUAUAGAUAUAUGGAGAUAUAUAUAUAUAUUCUCAUGACUGCUGACUCCUUCGAUCCCCAAAUCCCGUUACCCUUCCAUUCCCAAUAAGUAAUGCAACACCAUGUUAAGUGGGUAAGGGCAACGGCCACAGCUUUAUUUAAACCAGCAUAACCAAAUACUGUCACCUGCUGGUUUUACCCCGCAGACGGGUACACUUUAAACUUCUUCCAGAGCCUCUUCAGCCUGUCCUUCGUCAUCAACCAAAUUCAGGCUGCGACUCCCCAAGCCCGUCCGGGCAUUAUUCAUUUACCAAACUUGCUGGCGCAGGAAACCCGCCACCGCAGAUCCCAUCCCUACUAGAGGGAGGGGGAUGCGUCCCCCAAAGCCAGCGCUUGUGUCAUUAUUGGUUGUAACCCCAUUUUAAAUGUAUCCAAACCGACAUGAGUAAGAUGUACCAAAUCAGUAUAAAUAGAAUUAUGGUUAUCUACUUCUAGUUCAACAUGAGGAAUCCCCAAUCCACCCAAGCAUUGUAGGAAUCGUGAGAAUGUUGAAGCGACAUCCACUUCACUAUACCCCUUUUUGCAUUGCGCGCUCUUGACCCAGGUAAUUAACACCAGCGUGGUUCAGCAGAAUCAGCAGUAUAACUGGUUCCGUCACAUAUCGCCGAAGCGAUCUCUCCAGAUCAGGGGCGUACCUAGAGCAUUUGGCACCCGGGGCGGGUCCUAUUUUUGACCACCCCCCCUCAACUUUAAAUAUAAAAACAACCAACAUUUUUUUAAAUGUAUUUAGCACUAAGCAGUGUUUGUGUGUUUGAAUGUAUGCAUGUUUUUGUAUGGAGUAUAUGUGAGUGAAUGUAGCGGUGUGUUUGUAUGUAGUGUUGGCAUUUGAUUGCAAGCAUGCAUUUGUGUGUUGUGUGGUAUUUGAAUGCAGUGGUAUGGUUAUAUAUAAUGGUGGGGUUUGUAUGUAGUGUUGACGUUGAAAUGCAUGAGUGUAUUUGUGUGUAGUGUUGGCGAAAUUUUUAGAUGUCUGCACAUAUACACAUACACGAACAUACACACACAGAUACACAUUGACACACAUGCAGACAUCGUGGCGACUCUCUAGGAACAAUAUAUAUGGGGGGGCAAAUAACAUACCACAGUCAAAACAGGAGUGGGAGGGGGAGCAGUAAAACUUUUCACUAGGGGAUGGGGUAAUAUGCUGCUAUUGGCUGUCUGAUACCAGCAUGCUGUGUUCUGCAUGCUGGCAUCUGACUACACAUUUGCCUAUAAUUCAGGGAAUGAUCUACUAAACAGCUAAAGGAUUAAAAAAACGCCCUUUUCUUAUUUUCAGUUGUUUAGUAGAUAAAUCCCUUAUUAACCUUAUGUGGGAUUGCAAUAUUUUAAGGACAGGAAAUAAGGGAGCUAUCUACUAAACACAUACACAGAUACACAUAAUCACAGAUAUACACAAACACAAUCACUGACCCACACACAUACAAUCAGACACACAAUCACAUACACACACAACUACAUACAUACACACAUUUAAUAAUUAAGAGGUCCACCCAGCCUCCCUACCUUGCUCUAGAAGGGCUGGAGUGGAUCCUCAGUCCCUGGUGGUCAGUGGUUGCUGCUGUGAGCUCUCUGCUCUUUCUGCACAGGUCCAUCGCACGCCCUGUAAUGACGCCGAGGCCGCAAUGACAUCAUAUCCUGGCUGCCGGCUUACUGCAGGGCGAAGACCGUCAGACACAGUCAGAUGCACACAGUCCCACACACAGUCACUCACACACAGUUACAGGCAGACAGUCAAACACGCAGGCAAUCACACAGGCAGACAGUCACACAUACACAGAUUCACAGACAGUCACACACACAAUCAUCGGCAGACAGUCACACACACACAGUCACAGUCACUCACACACACACACACCCACAAUCACAGACAGACAGACAAUCACAGGCAGACAGUCACACACACACACACACACACACAAUCAGUUAGACAGUCACACAUACACAGAGACAGUCACUCACACACACCCACAAUCACAGGCAGACAGUUACAGACACACACACAGGCAGACAGUCGCGCGCACACACACACACAGUCACACAGACAGACAAUCACACACACAGUCACACAAACAAUCACAGGCAGACAAUCACACUCACAGGCAGUCACACACACACAUAAUCAGUGGCAGACAAUCACAAACACAGUCCCACAGACAAUCACACACACACACACACACACACACAAUCAGAGGCAGACAGUCACACACACACAGUCAGACAGUCACACACACACAUACACACACAGGCAGGCAAUCACACACACAGAGUCACACAGACAAUCACAGUCACACAAACAAUCACAGGCAGUCACACACACACACACACAGGCAGACAAUCACACACAGUCAAAGACCGUCACAAUCACACACACAGCACACACUCUCUCACUUGCAGUGAGCUUGGGCUGGAGGAGGAGUGGAUUCAUUCCUGCUGUGCUGUAGUUGGGAAAGCAGGGACUCCUUCCUGCUUCCCCUCUGUGUGCAGCAGUAUGAGGCUGCAUUUAGCUCCGCUCCCACAUCCGACUUGGCUCCGCCCCCAUGGCCGUUCUAGCUCCGCCCCCAACUCUCCGUUCAGCCAGGUCUCCUGCUCCCAGCCUCUGCGUGUGAGCUGUGUCGGCUGCCUGGCGCCCCUGCUGCUAUGGCACCCGGUGCAGCCACACAGCUCACUGAACACCAAGCCUGGCCAGCCCUGGUGGCACCCCCCUGCCUGAUGGCACCCUGGGCGGACCGCCCCCUCCUUAGUAAGCCACUGCUCCAGAUAAAAUUGCUCCCAGCGCAACCCCCUAAUCCCACAUCAUCUAACAUUGACCUGGUGAUGAGUAAUCCCAAGAUCCUAGUCAUACGACCAGGUCUACCUGACAAGCUGCCCAAUAAAUAAAAUAAUGCCCAAGCAUCCAAAUAUAUAGAGAAUAUCUAGCAAUAAAGAAAUCAACUGAACAUUAACCAUACCCAGGCACCUAUAAAAGCACAUUUUAAAGGCAGAACAUACAAUCGAAAACCUGCUCAUUCCCAGCAGUCUGACAGACCUAACCUGCUUGCCUGCAGAGUCAGACCGAUGCGGAAUGAAUGUGUUGAAUAACCACUAUCAUUUUUAUUUUAAAAAAAAUAAAAAUUUGGGGGAGUGGGUAAGUCCACUCCUAACGAGCGCAACACCAACAUAAACACUCUAGUGAAUGAAUAAUAACCCAUAUGCAUACACUGGAACGUAUCUCCAAAUUAUGGACGCUCCAAUCCGAAUCUCUCUACCACUAACCACUUGAUCAGUAUUAGAUCGCCAAAUUAGAAAUUUGUGAAACUAAAGAACCUUCUUCCUAAAAAGGGGUGACUGAGCUCUAGAACUCCACCAAUCUGCCAACGCAUAGAGUUGCAUAAAAACACACAGAAAAGGCUACCCAAAACAGAAUUGCCUCCAAUGGGAAAAUAUAAAUAGCAGGCAGGAUCCCUUCUGUGUCUCUCAGCAAGUGCACAAAUACAGGAUGCCUAACGACCGCCACCAGUUUACGUCUCCAACAGUGCGAUACCUGCUGAACCACAAAUGCUUUAGUCACAUCUUCCCCUCACAUGAAAUGCAUUAAGAUUGAAAGAGAUGUUCCACUGACACGAAUGUCCCUCGAUGCCGCAAGUCAGAAAGAAAGGCUAAGUGAAUAGCAACCUACUUUCUGAAGAAGACCAACCAAAUUGAUCAGACACCGUCAGGUAUGCUGCCCAAGACUUAGGAGACAAGGACCUCUCAAUCAAGUCAGUCAAGUUCCGAAACUGAGGUUCCAGAAGAAUUCAGGGCCCUCCACAAGCCUCUGCCUCUGGAGUCACCUCCUGAAAUUCUUACUACUGGAGAGAGUCGGCAAUACAUUAGACACACCUGGCACCUGCACCCAAACCAAAUAUUAAAUUCCAAGCAACGUAGAACCAACCGUCGCAAUAAGGCCCAACCCGGAAGAGAACCCAAAGAUAACUGGUUAACAACAUGAACCACACCAAGGUUAUCUGCAUGGAAAAGAAUCUGCUUCUUUGCCAAAGCUGAGACCCACAGCUUGACCGACACUACAAUCGGGAAUAGCACCAAAAAGGAAUCUGACCACGCCAACGGCCCACACAUAGCCCUCAGAAAAAAACACCAAAACCAACCGAGCCGCAGCCUCUGUGAACAGCACAAAGGCCAAGUUAGACACUGUUUUACUGCGCCAAAAUGUCUGACCAUUGUAACCCACGAGAAACAAAACGCCAAACUCCCAAAAGGCGAGUAAAGUUAAAAGGUAAUGAAUACCAACGACAGCCAAGGAAAGUCAGUGACUGAAAGCACGCCCCAUGGGCAUGAGUUACAGCCAGAAUUCAAAUGGCUCUGUAGGGAUUGCAGAAUUCAAAUAGCCCAAUAGGGAGCCCCCUAGAUACGACACUAGAUAUGACAACCUGAAGCUUAGUCUAAGGCAAGCGAAGGACUUUAUUAGCCAACUGUAUCUAAAUCCCCAGGAAGAAAAGUCGUACUAGUUGGAACCCCAAAAUCCGCCACAACCCUAUGAAAGUGGAACAACAAGUCCGUACAAACCUGAGAACCAGACUAGUGCAGAAAGAGGUGGACUAACCACUACACUGUGAGGAGUUAGUCAGACCGACAAACAAGAAGUCGUCGAGAUAGUGAAGGAAGAAGAACAGCCCAACACCCACGCCACGAUCCAUUCCAACAAGGAACUGAAAACUUCAAACUAAAAACAAAUCGAACAACCCAUGAGAAGGCACAUGUCGAAGAAAAAUCACCCUGAAACUGACACCCCAACAGAUGAAAACAAUCUGGGUUACCAGGCAGCAACCGAAAAGCCGACUGGAUAGCGGACGUCGCUAACAGGGCCCAGAGUCCUACUCCGCAAACCAAAUCCAAAGCCCGAUCGAAAGAAGCGUAUUGCACCCGGCAGUCCUCCUUUGAAAUCCCAUCGUGAACAGAGGACCCCGACAGGUAAGACAGGUUUCCGCCAUACGCCACAGCUCUACCUCCUUCCCUAGCUCCGCUGCAAGGACCCCCUCCUUACCCCGAACUGAGGACAGGUUAGGCGCAACGACGCCUCCCCUGAUUGAGUAAAUGGGAACGCCUGAGACAGAGUGAGAGCCACGGCACCUGUCUUUCCGCCCUCAAUGGGGUCCUCUCCCCGAGGAAUGUAAUCCCUGGACGCCGACCUCGGGAGGGGUUUUCACCUCUUAAAACAACGGACGGCUGAGUGAGCCCCACCACAGUAGGAGCACUCAUGCUUAAACUUACAACUCUUGUAGCCUCUGCACAACAGAUGCCCUUCUUGUGACCCGCCGACGCUCCUCUGGAAGUGCCGGCGGCCGACAGAAAGUAAGAUGCAGACUUAUUUAAACCAGCAUUGCCCCCAUGUACACCUUAUAAGCCCCAAAAUCAAGUCCAGAUGCAAAAAACAGUGACGGCGCCUUUUCCCGGAAACCUAGCUGAUAGGAUGCUAGCUUAGGUAGCAAAUCCCUGCAACCAAUUCCCAAAGGUAUGGGGGAGCUGCUUACCUUUUUGCCCCCUCCAAAGACACAUGUAACCCCAGGGGUGCAAUGUCACAGACAGUUCCCCCUGAAGUACUCACCUCACCUGUACCUGAAGGGGGAGGGAAACUAAAUUUAAUAAAGUAAUUUUUACAGAGACUACCAGAGGAAAGACACUGCCAGGCUCCCUCAGCAUUGCUCGCCAGUAGUCUGGUCAUUUGUCCCAGAAUUCCCUGCUUUCAACUGUAAAACAAACUGUAUCCUUUUGGUUGCUAUGCCAACCCCUCUUGGUUGCUACUUGUCCUUACCUUAUCUUAUCUUGUGCCACUUUACCCCUUCUUUACUGCUUCUAUAAUGUAAGCUUGUUUGAGCAGGGUCCUCAAAACCCUCUCUUCCUCUGCGUCCAACUCCUCUUGUUGAAAAUACAUGUCUGUUAGUCCACCUAUUUUAUAGCGCUACGGAAUUUUAGAGCUUUAUAAAUAAUUUGUAAUUGUGUGUAUGGGACUGGUUACACCCUCGGCACGCGUGACUUGGCAUCUUGGAACUCUGUUCCGCUCUGCCAAAUGUAAAUUCUUCUUUUAAGUCUGUCGUCAGCACACACUAAUGGAAGUUUGUGACUCCAAUCCCCCUUAACUGCACCCCUUCCUCCUACCUAUAUCCUUUACUAUUUUAUUUAUUUUUUUGUCUCUUGUCCUCCUUCUCUUCUUCUUCUUCACUCCCCCUUCUUUCGCUGGCCCAAAGUGCACACUCUUUGAGCUGGUUAAAUGGUCCAAUCAAAGGUUUCUUUAUGAGAAUCCUUUCAUUGGACCUUCACACGAGGAACAUUCCUACCGGCAGGAUUUAAGGUAAUUUAAAACUUUUUUGUUUCGUUUUUUAGGGAAGGGGAAACCUGAGUAAAUAAUGUCCAAUAGGGCAUUAUUCAAAAAAAGGGAAAAAACGAUUGGGGUAACCCUUUAAACAUUACUGAAACUAUCAAACAAAGUGCAAUUAUGAAAGAAUGUUGCAUAAUUAGUAAACUAUCUUCAAUCUCAGCUUCUUCAACCAACUAUUGAGGGGGGAGGCAGAUGCCUAGGGAAUCACACUAUGCUUUGGGAAAAUGUGGUUAGCAGAGCGUUCAGGCAAAAACACGGGAUAAAAUUUAGAUCCCUCUUUCUUUUUUAGAAAACAAGUGAGGAGUGUGCUCUAACCCCCUGGACAGCACUGGAAGAAUGUUACCUAAAUGAUUAUCUAAUUGUAUAUGGGAGUGUCAUGUAUUUAAACACAUUUGUCAUUGGUCUGUGACUUUGUGCUGCAGUCCCCCACAAGGUCCAGGGGGAGUGCCCCUUGCAUGGGGACAUGCAUAUAAGGCCAGUUGUGGCUGCCAUUAAAUCAUUCCAGCUUGCACUCCAAAACUGUGUGUCGUCCUGUUAUUGGAGGGAAAGAAGAUUUACUCCUGUGUCUGUUGUUCCAGCUUGCAGGGGAUUCAACGGGGAAAGUCCUUGUAAGGACUAAAGCUCCCAGGACUGAGUGGCGUCCACUGCCUGGGGGUGUCUAGAGCGAAUUCCCCAUUCGGCUCCAGGAAGGAGUGGUUUCAGGGCUCUAGUCAAGCCACGGCGACUGUGGGCAGAAGUGGUGCGGUUUGUCCCCUAUUCCAGCUAAGAAGCAGUCCUUGGCGGGGGUACCCACCCAGGGGUAUAGGGAGCUCCGUUACAUUGGUGGCAGGGGUGGGAUGGCUUCCUAGCCUUGGGAAAACCAGCACUACUGCAGUAUGGAAGGCCAGUACUGGCGGGCUUCAACGCUUCAGCACCGACUACAGGAUGUGCUGCGCAGUAUGGAGUACCCUAUCCCAGAGGAUAGAGAAACAGAGUGGAGGGUGGCGCUUUGUACCGAUCUCUGGAAGGAGGACCUCGACCAAAUUUGACCCUUCCGGAGUGAGAAAAUCCUAACCACCAACCAGCGCUAAGCGGAACAGCUAGAGCUGCGGAUGCCGUUCCUGGGAAACUAGACCUCAGAGGAAUGGGUAAGCGAACUGGAGAUGCUAGUUGAGACUGAGGUGUGGCUGGAUAAUUCUUACUGGGCCCUUCGGUGGCAUGCCUACUACCUCUAAACAUGGCUGAUCGAGUACAAGUGUAUUGAGGUGGGAGACUAUGAUGGCCCUGGUUUGUUGUGGGAUGCUUUUGAAACUAAUCUGAGGUUCUGAGAAACCGACAGUGCUCGCUUCUGGUUCAUCCAAGCUGAACCGGCAGACAACGGGGACCUUACUGGCUUAGCAGACCUACAGCCUGACCUGUUCUGUCUGGCCAACUGGGAGUGGGAGCUUGAGCAGAACUAUGUUUGCCUAUUUAGCCGUGUAACACCGCCUGUCUAUGACAUGAUGGGGCUUAUGAACUGUAUACCACCGGGAGCAUUUCCUCCCCUCCUCCCCAGCAACUGAGCCUGUCAUCAGGAGACCCGGGCACUGUACCACCUACUUCCCAACCAGCCCCAGAGAUAGAAACCUUAUUGACUGGUCCUGUGAAGACACCCAGUUGGCAGGUGGAGAUGGGACUGAGGUCUCUCCACCAGCCCUACAGGGGGACGCUACAGGGGGAAGAGACAACUGGUCUCGCUCUCCAACCCCAGCUGGAGACGGUUGGUUCUCCUCUGCUGUGCUGGUCAACCGGGGACCUCUUAUACUAGUCCUGUGAGGACAUCCAAUUGGCCAGGGCAGAUGGGACAGAGGUCUCUGCUCCAGCCCUACAGGGAUACUGGGCAACCGAUCCAGAUCCUCUACUGGGGAGUAGGGACAGUAAGUCCUACUCCCCGGCAGCAGCUUACCUUACAGGGAGAAGAGACGUUCGGUCUCUCUCCCCAGCGGCAGUGCAUCCUACAGGGAGAUGAGACAAUCGGUCUCAUUCCCCAGCAGCAGUGUGCAGUACAAGGAGCGGAGGGCGUCGUCCUUCCUCCCCAGCGGCAGUGUAUUAUUGGGAAAAGAGACGGUUGGCCUCUCUCCCCAGCGGCAGACAGAGUUACAGGGAGUGGAGACAGUCGGUCUCACUUCCCAGUGGCCGAAUAUGUUACAAGGAGUGGAGACAACGGGUGCUACUCCACAGCGGCAGGGUGUGUUCUAGGGAGAGGAGACAAUCGGUCCCUCUCCCCAGCGGCCGUAUGCAUCACAGGGAGAGGAGUGUAUCGUCCUCUCUCCCCAGUGGCAUGGUAUUAUAUAGGGAGUGGAGACAGUUGGUCUCACUCCCCAGCGACAGACAGAGGCACCAUGUGAGGGGACAGUUGGUUCUCCUCCCCAACCACAGGGAAAGAUACAGGAAGUGGAGACUGUCAGUCCCACCCCCCAGCAGCUGGGGCUGUCGACCACAGACAAGCCCCCUGGCAUGGAAGUUGCAGAUGGGACUGAGGUCUCUGCAAUAACCCUACAGGGAUGCUGGGCAACCCGCCCAGAUCCCCCAACUGCAGAAUCCCGGCCAAGAUGAGGAUGUCAGCGGCCACUCCCUUGACAUCUUCCCAGCAGAAGAGCUGGCAGCCGGGCAGAGGCCAACUUUCCCUUUAUCCAGAGUCUGAGGUUACACAGGCCAUCCCAGCUGUAACGUUGGCUACAGAGCAGAGCGCCGCUGGCCUCUGCCCCAGUGGCGGAUCCAGGGGGGGGGCAACGGGGCAAUUGCCCCCCCUCCUCCCAACCACCCUCCCCCCCCCUAGAAAUCCGCCGGUCUCCCUCUCCCCUGCCAGCAGCACAUGCAGGUGCCAGCCCCCUCCCCGGUCCGCAGGCACAUUGCUGACAGCCAGCGGGGGGAGGGAGUGGAGAGGACCCGGGAGCUCAGCCUGCAGCUCCUCCGGGUCCUCCUCUAGCGAGAUUUGGAGCGUUUCCGUGGUUACCACUGGGACCACCAGGGAUCGAAAUAUGUCCCCCUCCUCCUCAAUAAAGGUAAGAAGGGAGGGGGGACAUAGAAUAUUCUAUUUUAAUUAAAUAAAUACAUAUAUUAUAAAAACAAAAAAGCCCCCCCUACCCUUAUCACACACUCUAUACACACCCUGCCCCCCCAUACACACACAUACUGCCCCCAUACACACACACACACACACACACACACACACACACACACACACACUGCCCCCAUACACACACACUGCCCCCCAUACACACACACUGCCCCCAUACACACACAUACUGCCCCCAUCACACACUGCCCCAUACACAUACACACAUACUGCCCCCCAUACACAUACUGCCCCCCCAUACACAUACACACAUACUGCCCCGCAUACGCACACUGCCCCCCAUACACACACACACAUACGCCCCAUGCACAGAGGAGGGAUUAUCUAAUUGUAUAUGGGCAUGUCAUGUAUUUAAACACAUUUGUCAUUGGUCUGUGACUUUGUGCUGCAGUCCCCCACAAGAUCCGGGGGGGAGUGCCCCUUGUAUGGGGACAUGCAUAAAAGGCCAGUUAUGGCUGCCAUUAAAUCAUUCCAGCGCUAAUUCCCAGUUUGGCUCCAGGAAGGAGUGGUUCCAGGGCCCCAGUCAAGCCACGGUGACUAUGGGCAGGUUUGUCCCCUGUUCCAGCUAGGAUGCGGUCCUUUGGCGGAGGUACACGGUAGGAGUACAGGGAGCUCUGCUACAGUAAUGCUCAUUGCAUAGGUUAACUUUGAAUGAGUCAACAAAUAAUUUUGCUGAAUAAUAUAUGGUGCAGAGCGUUCCCCCAACACAGUACCUCUGCUCUGCACAGAGUAUAAAAUAUUAUUAUAUAUAAAAUAUAUAGCAGCAGUGUGCAGUACAAGGAGCGGACAGACUCACAGGCUCACGCACAGACACACGCUCACACACACUUUUUUUGUAUUAAUUGAAACCCACUCAGUCUUCUUACCUUUGGGAGAGCUGGGUGGGUCUUUCCCUGGGGUCCAGUGGGGCUGCUCUCUUCCUCUAGUAAUCUUCCUGCAGCUCCUCUCUGCUCCCUGCGCACUCUGUAGUGAUGCCGGGGCCAGAGUGAUGUCAUAUUCCAGCUGCCAGCAUCAUUAAACAGUGCGAGGGAGCAAAAAGGAACUGCAGUAAGAUUACUGCUUCCUCAUGCACCGCCUUCAAAGCUCCCUCGGUGGCCACAUUAAAGAGAUGGCGAAAUUUCUAGUCUCCAUGAGUAGGCUUUACAUUUUUUUUGCACAUUUUAAAUUUUUACAAGGCAUUACAAAAUUGAGGUCACAAAAUUGAGGUCACUUGCACGGGCGGACUGUACCCUUAAGAUUUACACAAUCCAUCUUUCUGUGAAUAUGCAUGUCAUUGAAUAGAAAUGUUAAUGCAUGAACCAUGGUGAGAAAACAUUUUGUAAUAUUCUGCUGCUUACACAUCUGUUUUUAAGAGAUUUGAUUGUGGGUGCAACUUUCUGUGCUGCGGUGGGGCAGUUUAAUAAAUGAGAUUUAAAAAAAUGAGUUACACUUUUUUUGAUCACCUGCUUUAUAUAACUAGUGUACAAUAUUACAUGACGUGUUGCUGGUUGCAAAUAGCUGUGAAUGGUGUUUUUAUUUGGUGGGUAUUAAAUGUACGAGUUGGAGAGUGUGCCAUCCCAGUCUCUUUGGCUUGUUGAUCCAAUGAUAAAAUCGUUGAGCUACAUGAGGUAAAGAAAGCGUUAGAGGUUAAAGUUCAGUGUACUUAAUUAGGUCUUGAAACAUUUUAGAUUUUGUAGAGGUUCCCACUGUUUAAAGGACCACUAUAGUGCCAGGAAAACAUACUCGUCUUCCUGGCACUAUAGUGCCCUGAGGGUGCCCCCACCCUCAGGGUCCCACUCCCAUGGCACUGAAGGUGGAGGAAGGGCUUAAUCCCUUACCUUUUUACUCUCCUCCCUCUUCUUCUGUCAUCGGCUGAAAGUGCAUGCGCGGCAAGAGCCGCGUGCGCAUUCAGCCAGUCCAUAGGAAAGCAUUCUCAAUGCUUUCCUAUGGACGCAAGCGUCUUCUCACUGUGAAAAUCGCAGUGAGAAGCGCGGAAGCGCCUCUAGCGGCUGUCAAUGAGACAGCCACUAGAGGCUGGAUUAACCCAUAUGUAAACAUAGCAGUUUCUCUGAAACUGAUAUGUUUAUAGAAAAAAGGGUUAAACCUGGACUCUAUCCACCUCAUUAAGCUGAAGUGGUCUGGGUGCCUAUAGUGGUCCUUUAACCCCUUGAGGACACAUGACAUGUGCGACAUGUCAUGAUUCCCUUUUAUUCCAGAAGUUUGGUCCUUAAGGGGUUAAGUGCAUUGUUUAUUUGGAAGAACAAUUAAUGUUUGCCUUGUUCAGAUGCAGCCUAGUAUAAAAAAAGGCAUUGUGUGUGUGUUUUUUUAUUUUUUUUAUUUGCUAAUUGCCUAAGCAUCAUGUCCAAGUUAAAAUGCUAGUUUUGCAGAUGAUUGGUGACCUCACUGUCCAUUGUAUCAUCUCCUUAAUAUUAAACUGGUUUUUUUUUUGUUUGUGUUUUACAGAGGGGUGUUUAUGAAUAUGUCAGCUUGACAUGGCAGAUAUAGAGUAAGAUAAUGUACUUUUUAAAAGGACACUAUAAGCACUAAAACAACUUUAGCUUAAUGAAGCAGUUUUGUUGUAGUCUCAAUUCUCUGUCAUUUAGGAGUUUAAUCAUGUUGCGUGUGCAGUCCUGAUCUCCCCUCUCCUGCAUGCAACUACUCACAGGGUAGUUGGCAGUAUCAAGUGAAAGAAUCAAACAAGCACUCCUUGCUACACCCAAGAAAUUUACACGAGUGGGAUGUGUAGUGACUGAGUGUGAUUGUGUGUUGGUUGUCUGAAUGUUAGUGUAUAUGGGGUUUUAUUAAUACAUGCAUGUGUGGAUAUACACAUGUAUACAUAUUACUAUAAAUCACAUGAAUUGAGCAAAACUUUUUUUUUUUUUUUUUAACAAACAUUUUUAAUCCUGUAAAGCACACAAACUCGUACACAUAAACAUUCUCUCUCACACAUUCAUACAGUCAUUUUAUUUAUUUUUUUGUUUUUUUUUUUCGGUCCACCCAGCCACCUCUUUCUGGGGUCUAGCGCGGGUGAGGCUGUUGUGAUCUUUGUUCUCUUACUGCAAUGCUUCGUUGCGUACACUUUAGUAAUGCUAAAUGCUAAAGUAAUGCUGGAUGUCACAUCCUGGCUCCCGGCAUCACAAUAUAUUUUGGCAGAGUAGGUAGCCAUCUGACUUUUUAGGUGUGUGAAGGUCCCCCACCAAGAGCCUUGGCCUUUCUGUGAGUGAUGUGUCUGUUAUUAUGUACCUGUGCAUGUGCCUGAGAAUCAUUCUGUAUGAAUGUGUGUGUCUGGGAGCGUAUGUGCGUACAGUGCAUAAGGUAGUUGCUUUUGUUUUGUGUAAAAGGGGCUGCUUGUGGUCUUUGUGUUGUGUUUAUGGUAAAGUGGUGUUUCAUGUGUGGGAAGUGGCUGUGUAUGAUGAUGACUAUUAAGUAACUGUGAUAGGGGAAGUAGGGGGGGGCAAGAUGAGAAGUGGUAAAUGUGUUAAAGGUUGCGUUUACCAGGGUAAGUGUUGCAGGGUGAGUGAGUGUUACAGGGUAAGUGUUGCAGGGUGAGUGCAUGUUGCAGGGUGAGUGAGUGUAACAUGGUUGGGGGUUGGGCAUGAUUGUGGCUGGGUGAAUGUAGGGGUGGCAAUGUGUGAUGGGUGAGGGGGGAGUGACCGUAUAUCCGUAGGAUAUUUAAAACCGUAAAGUAAUUCCUUUUGUUUAUUAUUUUUGAUUACAUUUGCUCCUGCUUACCGCCUGUGCAGGAAGGGGAGAAUGAUACAUCACCUGGUGGUCUGGUAGACUCCAUGGCUCGGUGGGCCCGUGUCUGAGCACGGACCUUGAGCAGUUGGUUUGGCCACAUAAUAGCCAGUGAUUUAACAUAUGAGGAAAAAAAUGUAAAACAAUGCAAUUGUAACAUCACUUGGAUUGCAUUUUAUACUUUUAUUGGGUGCUGAAAUAUGCUCCUGAUUCCAAUGAUCAAUAUGCUAGUUAUAGGAGUCCAAUGAAUAGAAAAUGUAAGGAAAAGUAAGCUAUACUUUAACCGCAUUGCAAAAUAGAAACACACCAGAGUAGUAAGUACUAUUAAACAAUGAGGCAUGACGAAGAACUAUCCCACCAAAAUGAGGACAAUUGGGAGACCUGUAAUUUUGUGACUUGAGAAAACGUAACCAGGACAACGACUCAAGUAGUUUGCCCUUCCGUAGAUCUAUGCUUAGGUCUCAUAUAUAGGUUUUAGCAAUGCCAUUAAAAAGAGAAAUUUGCCCAGUUGUGUCUGAGACUGAUCUCACCCACAAGGGCAGUCCAAAUUUGAAAUGCUGACCGGUUCCCUCAGCACAAGAGAUACAGCAAUCAUAAAUGAUCAUUUAGGUCUUCAUUGGGCCUCUUUACUGUGCAAGAGGUCCAUGUCAUGACUUCAUUGUAUGGAGGGUGGAGUUCUGUAAUCUCUAGAGAACAUAAUAUAGGUGCUUAAUACAAGUAAAUAAUGACCUCGAACGCAGCUACAACACUUAACUCCUGCAAAGAAAAGCAGAGUAAAUUGAUGUGAAAUAAACCACUACAAAAUACAGUGAAACGCUUAGUUGUAAAUGAAAGGCACUCACCCCUCAAAUAUCGGAAGAAAUAAUUCAGUAAACCCCCAAAAAAGAAGGAAAAAAAAUCUAGUGCAAUUCAAUAUAGUUAAAUAAUCCCAAUAUCUCAAAGUGCACACUAUUUACUCACAUUGGAUAGAGCCUGGAAAGACCAGCUUGAAUCUUAAAGGUUUAAAAAUAAUAUCAGGAAGUAUUACUUUACUGAGAGGGUAGUGGAUGCAUGGAAUAGCCUUCCAGCUGAAGUGGUAGAGGUUAACACAGUAAAGGAGUUUAAGUAUGCGUGGGAUAGGCAUAAGGCUAUCCUAACUAUAAGAUAAGGCCAGGGACUAAUGAAAGUAUUUAGAAAAUUGGGCAGACUAGAUGGGCCGAAUGGUUCUUAUCUGCCGUCACAUUCUAUGUUUCUAUGUUUCUGAUCAGGUUAUUGAGAGCCACAUCAAACUGUCUCUGAGUAAAAUGGCUUGCAGUGCCAGUAACACCUCCACAUGUCAGUAAGGCAGCAAACACAGGCAAUUGCUUUUAAUAUACAAGCAGGGUAUUCUAGGCUCUACCCAAUGUGAGUGAAUUGUGUGUACUUUGAGAUAUUGAUACACUUUAACCAUAUUACUUACUUGAUCCCAUUCUCGUUAAUAUUUUUAUUAGUGAUAUUGCAGAAGGUCUUGAUGGUAAGGUAUGUCUUUUUGCUGAUGAUACUAAGAUAUGUAACGGGGUUGAUGUUCCAGGAGGGAUUAUCCAAAUGGCAAAUGAUUUAGAAAAAAUGGCCAGAGCUAUGGCAGCUGCUAUUUAAUGUGGACAAGUGCAAGAUAAUGCAUCUAGGAUAUAAUUUUAUUAAAGGACACGGAGGCUCUUAUUAGGCUUAUCUCUUUCUUUUAUUCCUCAGCAGCAAAGAAAGGCUAAGGUGUUUAUUUGUAGAAAAAAGAAAAGAAACAUGUAUAACUACCCUCACAGGGUUAACAUUACAUCAUUAUCUCCUAUCCAAUAGGAGCAGUCCUUCUCUGAUAUCCUUUCCUGUAACCUCCUCCUCUUCCUCUUUCUUUGCUGCUGCCUCAGCUAAGUAACACUUUGUUUUUCUUAACUGUCAUUUUUCUUUGUAUUGUGUAUAUAUAUGUGUAUAGCUUUACCUUUAAUUUAUGCCUGUUUUUUUUGACCUGCUUUAAGCGCACCAAAACGCAUUGGGCGUUUGGUGUCAGCCCUCCCUGAGGCUAGCCCUCCGUGGGGAAGCCCUCUCCCGCAUUGUCCCGCCGAUACCCCGCGCCCCCCCCCCCCGCGGGCAUACCGGCCCUGAAAUUACCGCCGGGUUGUUUAUUACCCUCCUCGCCGGUCACGCAGCGCAGGGAACCCUCGAGGACCGGCCCGGUUCUUUCUCCCGGCUGAGGGUUCCCCCGCCGCGUCCUCUCUUUAGUGAAUGCUGCGCGCGCAUGCGCGGUCCUCACUGGCAUCCAUCUUAAAGGGGCGGCGAUAAUGAAAUUUUGCCGCUCUUUUUCUCCCCCAGCUCGGUCAGCCCAUUGCAGGGUGCGAGCUGAUUGGUCUGAUUAGUGUGCCUGUCAGCUUACCAGUGCUCCCAGGAGUCAUUCCUGAGGGAACACUCGGUAAGCUAACAGUGCAAUCUGUGCUUUUGCUGUCCUGCUGCCUUGUCUCCUGCCUUUUAGUAGCUCUCACUACUGCCACAUCAGGGUAUACAUAUCUAUAGUUCUGCCUUUUACGCCCCAAGAUGCAGACCCCUGAGGAUUUCUCUGCCCCUGGCCCCAGUGAUAGAGGGGAUACCAAGGCCCAGCACAGGCCCACUGUGGCUGAACCCAUAACCCUGCAAAGGGACGUAGUGGCCCCUCUGGAGCAUUUGGACUCUGAGGAGUUCCACUCGCUCCUGGACGCCACCAUGUUUAAAUCAGUUACCCAAGCUAUCUUUACUGCCAUGGGGGUUAUGUCAGAUAAUUUGUCACACUCCAUCUCGAGUGCCAUUAAGGUAUCUAACCCCAACAUGACUCACGCCAGGGCCGCAGAGGGGGAGCUUUUACACAGAGAGGGCCGUAAGGCCAUGAGUAAAACCCACAAUGUGGGAACACAUGCCUCCAAAACUAAGUUGACGGACAGGGUACGUCCUGUCACACCUGAGGUUGUGGGGCCCCCACGAAAACGAGCCACCCGCCGGGCAAAAGCGGCGCGGACAUGGAAAAGGGCAAAAGCCCUAACAGAUUCUUCCGACUCUAGUUCGGAUAAUGAGGAGGUUUCGAACGAGUCGGACCAAGUAGACUCAGAUGAAUGGGAAGUUUCCUCCCCGGACCGUAGUCCGACACGCAAUCCAGCCAACGCCUCGCAUGACACGGCGGAUGCAACCGCUAUUCUGGACCCCAAGGGCGAACCUUUGUUCGACCCGGAUACGUUACAAAAUCCUAGGUCGGCGGAGUGGUAUCCGACCGAUCAUGUAGCAUGAUACAUAGCAGCCAGAAUCCGCAAACCUUUGGAUAAAGCAACCAGGCAAAAACUACGGGCUGAAUGCCCACGCCCAACAGUGCCCGAUAUGGCCUGCGCCACGCCAGACAUCGACCCAAAAAUAGCACAAUUCCUGGGUAAGUCUGGCUAAAAGGCAAAGAAGGGACUUGAUUACUCCCUACAACAUUGUAAAGAUAAAGUGCUGGAUACAUUGGGCCCUAGUGCCAAGAUUUUUGAGUUGGUCGAAGCGGCCUUAAAUGAGGGAACGCCUCUUGAUUUACUAGCCAUUAGAGGCUGGGCCCAGAGGUCGAUAUGCCUCAUCGGCAACGCAAACGCUGCGAGGGCCACCGAAAGGCGCAAAACUAUAUUAAUGAAAAUCAAGCCCAAGCUCGUUAACAUGGCCCUCACCGAACCGGGACCGCAAGCCAAGGGUCUCCUGUUCGGAGACAACUUUGUUAAAGAACUGGGAACUUAUGUGAGCACAUUUAAGGCCCUAGACAAGGCACAGACGAACUUAAAACGAGUGUUCUCCCCCAGAGUUUUUGGUGGGGCCGGCAGACACCGGGGCCGUCUGCCCGGCCGUUCUUCCCGCGGUUCUUACCGGGGAUAGAGAGGUCCCGCCACGGCUAGAUUCCAGCCGCCAGAGAGUCGUACGCCCUCACCCUUCUUUCCGGUCAGGGCCAGACCAUGGCAACCUCGAGGACCCAGAGGCAACUCGUACAGCCGACGACCUUGUGGUAAGUAUACCGACUGUGGGGGGCAGACUGUUACACUUUUUAUGGAGUCCUGGCAACAACUGACAGCAGACAUAUGGGUCCUCAACACCAUCAGGGGUUACCACAUAGGGUUUGUACGGCCCCCGGUCCAAACACUCAGGCCACACCGCAUAGUUCUCUCCACACGAGACAAGGGCUUUGUGAGUGAGGAGAUUCGCACCCUCCAAGAAAAAGGCACCAUAUAUCAGGUCCCUUCACCAUCCCCUGGGUGCCCAAGAAGGGCGGCGGAGUACGCCCAGUCAUCAACUUGCGGCCACUAAACGCAUUUGUACGGUACCACCAUUUCAAAAUGGAGGGUAUCCACUGCCUGCGAGACCUGCUCAGGUUAGGGGACUGGAUUGUGAAACUGGACCUCCAAGAUGCCUAUCUUACAGUCCCCAUUGCGGAGGAGUGCCACCACCUGCUACAAUUCCAAUGGGAAAAGACGACAUGGAGAUUCCGCUGCCUUCCCUUUGGACUCUCAUCGGCCCCUUGGUGCUUCACCAAGUUGCUGAAGCCAGUGGUCGCCUCGCUACGCAGCAGAGGCGUACGGAUGAUCAUUUAUCUGGAUGAUAUGCUGAUCAUGGCACACGAGGCCCAUCAAUUGCAACAGCACCUGGCAUGGGCAUUGACAUUGCUACAAAAUUUGGGAUUUCUCAUCAACUGGGAAAAAUCGGUGCUUACCCCGUCCCAAAACAUGGAAUUCCUGGGUUUCCACAUAGAGGCAACUACCGGGACGCUCAGCUUACCGACGGACAAAGUCAUACUCCUCAAAAAGGAGUCAAAGUCAGACUCGUCAAGAGACCAGUACUAACACUCCGGCAACUAGCCGGAGUAAUCGGACUCCUCUCAGCCUCCAUCCAGGCAAUCUUCCCGGGGCCACUGCACUACAGGGCCCUACAACGUCUAAAGGCCACACAACUGCGCUCAGGGCACGCGUACUCCGACUCUGUGCCACUCGACUACGAGGCCAAACAGGAGCUCACAUGGUGGCUGCAACAUAUGGAGGCAUGGAACGGCAGAGCAAUAUUCGGGUCUGCCCCGGACUUCAUCGUAGAAUCCGAUGCGAGCACACACGGUUGGGGAGCGCGCUGCGGGCCUACCUCCACCGGAGGAACCUGGUCGUGCUCAGAGAAACAAUUCCACAUCAACGGUUUGGAACUCAUGGCGGGAUCUUUUGCCCUGAAGAGCCUCCUCGGGGGCAUAACCAACUGCUUCAUCGUCCUACGAAUGGACAACAUUUCCGCAGUCCGCUACAUCAACCACCUCGGUGGCACGAGAUCAAAGAUAUUGGCAGACCUGGCCAAGGAGUUCUGGCAACACUGCCUGGAACACAACAUCUCCGUCCAAGCGGAAUACAUCCCAGGAAUGUCCAACGUGGUAGUGGAUUGGCAUUCCAGACACAUACACGACGCCGGCGGCUGGACCGCGAUGUGUUCUUGCAGCUUCAGAUGCUCUGGGGCCCAAUGCAAAUCGACCUAUUCGCAUCUCGGCUGAACUCCCAACUGCCAACAUUCUUCAGCUGGAGACCAGACCCAGACGCACUAGCAGCGGACGCUUUUCUCCAACACUGGCCGAACAGCCGAUAGUAUGCCUUCCCUCCAUUCUCCCUCAUAGCUCGCACAAUAGUACAUCUCAGACGUACUCAAGCGUCCCUGGUCCUCAUAACACCGUUUUGGACAACCCAACCGUGGUUUCCGACACUAGUGGAAAUGUCCAUGGACUUCCCGAGACUACUUCCGGACCCCUGGUUCCUUUUAUCAGACCCAGAGGGUCCCAGGGGCGACUCAAAUUCUUAGCGUGGCUCCUUUCAGGGGACCCUGGAUCAUACCAGAUGUUCCACAAGACACUAUCGAAGUACUGGCAGGAGCUUGGGCGCCUGGAACUAGACGCUCCUACCUCUAUGCCUGGAACGGAUGGACUAGUUGGUGCAUGGGACAACAAGUGGAUCCCGUACGUGCUCCUGUAAAUUACCUGUUACGGUUCCUCACCAACCUGCAUAAUCAAGGUUUGGCCUACCGAACCAUCAAUGUCUACAGAUCGGCAAUCUCAGCAGGGCACCAAGGUAUAGAUGGAACCCCUAUGGGUCAGCAACUUCUUGUAUGCAGUCUCCUAAGGGGAAUUCUCUUUGCCCGCCCACCACAACCCCGAUAUACGUCAUUGUGGGACGUCAACUCAGUCCUGAAACUGUUGGAGUCCUGGCCUCAAAACUAAGCACUUACGCUCAAACAACUGUCAGCGAAACUGACCAUGCUCCUCUACCUGCUAUCUUGCAAGAGGGUAUCAGACGUUAGAGCACUGGAUGUUGAUGCACGCUCCUUUACCCCCACAGGAGUCUCAUUCAACAUCUCCAGACGUACAAAAUCGUCAAUUACAUCAGUCUCAUACCCUUCGUUCCCACACAACGAUAAACUCUGUCCAGUGCACUGCCUACGAGAAUAUGAGAAACGGACCCUGGAAUUCAGGAAAUCAACACAACCAGAAUUGUUUCUGGCUACCAGACAACCUCACCAACCUGUAUCCACGGUGACCCUCGCCCGCUGGGUGAAAUGGAUAAUGACGUUAGCACACAUAGAUACCACCGUAUAUGGCGCACACUCUGCUAGAGGAGCCAUGGCAUCAAAGGUUUUCACGUUAGGUUGUAGAUUAGAGGACCUCAUGAGAACAGCAGACUGGUCCCGGGAAUCGACGUUUAAAGAAUAUUACUUUCGACCUACGGAACAUGUGUCGAGCCUAGUUAUUUCACAGCUUUGAACUAGCCUAAUAAGAGCCUCCGUGUCCUUUAAUAAAAUUACCAGAUUUUACUAAUUACAUGACGUAAAGUCAUGAUUUUAUAAAGGACACGGAGGCGAGUAUUAGCCCGCCCGGAUCAGAUACACACAAUAUGAGUAUCCCAACCCAGGUACGUACUAGGUAUUUUAGUAGAAAGAGUUCCCAUUUAUAUAUAAGUGGUUCUUGGUAAUAUAUCACAUUGAUAACGAUUGCAUGUUUGAUUAAACAUAACUGGUUACAUAAACAGCUCAAGCUGAUAUAUAAGAUUAAAACGAAAAUAGUUGGCAAGGACACGCUUUACUAUUGUUUUCUUUGUUUUUCCAGCGUGAAAAAUCCUACAACUCCCAGUAUGGACGACGAGUUCAAGUUCAAGAGGAUCAGUUCCGGAGGAUCCCUGUAUUUUAUUUCCCAUGGAAGAGUUCAAGAUCAAGUUCAGUGAUCAACUGUUUUUUUAUUUAGGUUGUGUUUAGAACGAGUGGAUAGUUAAUCGAUACAGGAACGAACUUUAGCUUCGGCACCAUCAAGAAAGAGGAGGAGGUUACAGGAAAGGAUAUCCGAGAAGGACUGCUCCUAUUGGAUAGGAGAUAAUGAUGUAAUGUUAACCCUGUGAGGGUAGUUAUACAUGUUUCUUUUCUUUUUUUCUACAAAUAAACACCAUAGCCUUUCUUUGCUGCUGAUGAAUAAAAGAAAGAGAUAAGCCUAAUACUCGCCUCCGUGUCCUUUAUAAAAUCAUGACUUUACGUCAUGUAAUUAGUAAAAUCUGGUAAUUUUUGUCUAAAAGGGUUACUCCAACCACCAUGAUUUCUUUUGCUUUUUGAAGUGGUCAUGAUGGUAGAUGUCUGGAUGUGCAGUGUUUCAUCUUGAAACAUGGCACAUCCAGAGAUAUUUUUAAUUGUGUGCCGGGGGCAAGUUGCACCCCUGGUACAGGACAUUGGCAGCCCAGAACUUCGAUCCAGAUUGCCUUUCUGUGCGUGGUUUACGUCUGUCGUCAGCCCGCACUACACACUGGCGACAGAACAGUUUCUGCCUUGCAGGCAGAUGUAACCGCGUCUCCCACACCAACAUAAACAAUAUAAAAACAGUGAGAGCACUCAAUAAAUAGAGAAUUUUACCACAGGUUAUUGAUUGAAUAUACCUGUAAAAUAUAUUAAAAGAGAAUCAAUAGAGUAGUACAGUUACAAUAACUUAUUCUUCUUAAACUCUAUAUAGUUUAAUAAGAAUAAGUUAUUGUAACUGUACUACUCUAUGGUAUAUUAACCUGUGGUUAAAUUCUUUAUAUAUUGAGUGCUGUCACUGUUUUUAUAUUGUUUUAUUUGUGUAAUAGGAGUGUACACAUUAGGUGAUUGAAGCACCAUAUUUUAUCCUGCACUAUAUUGAUUAUGCUUCUCCCACACCAAGUGAAGUCCUCCCUCCACUCUGUUUUUUUUUUAAAUAUCCCAUUCUCCUUUCUUCUCUAUUUCCUCCCUCCCUAUCUCACUCCCUCCCUCUCAUCCUUCCUUUGCGCUCUGAGCAAGUAAAAUGGUCCAAUCAAAGGCUCCUCUUACAUCAGAAGGGGGUGCGCAGAGCAGGGCCGGGAUCUUUGCCAUGAAUUGAUAAAGGUAAGUUAAAGCCUAUUUUGGAGCAUUUUUCAGCUUUUUUUUGUAAGGUUGGGGGAGGAAUAACCUAUAAAAUAAUGCCAAUAAGACAUUAGCCUUUUUAGAAUUAAAAAAGGGUUGUAGUUCACCUUUAAACAUUGUUUUGAGAUCCAGCAGGCUGAACUUGAUGGAUGUCUCUUUUCAGCUAUGUAACUAUGAAACAUCAGCACACACUGUGAUUCUUACUACAUGUUCAAGUAAGUUUCAAACAACAAGGUAAGAUGCUGAAAAAAAACAUACAAUUGGGCAAUAUUUGUAAACUAAAAGAAACGCUGCUACCAUAAAUGGACUCUCAAAGUAUGCGGAGUUAAAGGUAUAUCACCAAACUCUUCUCAUGGGCAGCACUUUUCCUGCAAACUUUUCAUCUAUAGAGAAGUGGAGAGUUGAUCUACACAAAGUCUGCUAUACCCACAUGAAAAUUAAAUAAAGCAGCGAAAGUCCAAACAAUCAGAAACUUUUGCUUUGCAUGGAUAGACUUCCUCAGGCACGAUUGAUUGUAAAAUAUAGUUUUGUUGUUUUUUUUUAUUUUUUUGUUUUUCUUUUUGCACAUUGACUCGAGCUGUACAUUUUCUGUAAUUUUUUUUUUUGUAUGUUCCUCAGUCUAAUUUUAAGUUGUCACUUUUUAAGCACUUGAAUAUAGCUUUUUGAUUUCUGUUCUAAUUUGUGAAUAUAUAUAUAUAUAUAUAUAAAAUCUGUUCAAUGGGAUGUGGUCAUUAUUCACAGUUUAUUUUUAUUUUAGGUAUAUUACGUAUGUGGAGCUGUCUUGGACUCUACAGAAAAGGGCCUCAUUCUGUCCCCAGGUUUCCCUAAUAACUACUUCUCUGGAUUUCACUGUGUCUGGCAGUUUUUUAUCCCUACGGGAUCCCGCUUAGUGAUAGAAACACUGGAUUUUGAUGUAUAUGGGAAUGCGAGUGAUGAUGACCUUCCACUUGUUGCUUCUUCUGGCUUCACCACACUUACUACAGAUACAAAGGCCAGUAACAAUGCUGUUUACACAGAGGCUUCUGUGGUGGAUAUCUCUGAAAGUGCAAUAAAUCUGAAAACAACAGUACACGCUGCGUUCCCAAAUGAAAUUAACAAAGAAAUAGUUAUGCCUAAAGAGAGGUGGGAUAGAACUGAUCAGGGAGAAAAAACAGUAAGAGCCUUCCAAAGUUUAACAGCGGAAAAUGCCAACCUUAAUGAAGGAGCAGGUACAUUACAGAAAGGAGACCUUUUAACAUCAUCAAAAAGUGAUGGCAGUCUGGGAAAAGAAUCCAACAAGCUCUUGGAUAUCCCAAAUCCGUUCACUGGUAAAAUGACGGAACACUUUGAAGGUUACUGGCAAGAGCAGAAUGAGGGUGCAACUUCAUCAUCCAUAGUGUUGGGUGAUGGAAGUGACCAGACCACUUUUCCUCCACUAGUUGAUGUCUGCCCUCAUGACGUUCUGUACAUCUCUGAUCUUAGCACUUUCUCCACGCAGUUUUGUGGCUCCAACUCUCCACUAAAUAAAGUUUUGGUCUUCGGAUCAAAUGUGGAGAUGGUGGAAGUAAUUAUGGAACUAAUAACCACCACUGACCGUGGCAGAGGUUUUGCAGUACUAUUCAGCUACCAGAACCAGACAUCUGUGACGGCGAUGGGAGUCAUGGAGAGGCAGAGUAAAGAAGACAUCAUACUCUUGGCUGUGACAUCUGCUACUAUAUCCUUUGCUUUGGUUCUGCUGCUUGUACUGUGCUUGUCUUAUCGGUAAGAAAAUGUGAUCAACGGGAAAAGCGUUAUGUAGAGACACUGAUUAUUUAUUUUCUUUUUAUUUUAAUAAAGAAUAAUAUAAAUUUGCUCUACUAUUGCAAACUAAAGUUAGUUAAGGGAAUAAAGAGCCAUGGAUUAUGUUAUGGAAAGUUGAACAUCUCUAAAUGUAUGUCUUUAGGGCAGAAGUAGGCAACCUUUGGCAUUCCAGAUGCUGUGAACUGUAUGUCCACUUAUGUUUUGCCAACAUUCGGGCUAUAAGAGCAUCAUGAGAGAUACCGUCCACAUCAUCCAUAGUGCUUUAAGGGAUUUAUGCUUCAUUGAUUUCAGUAAUUAAAUUACUAAAUAAUUAGUCAUGGUGAGUUGACAACCUAACUGCAAAAUUGAGGGGGUGCACUUUGGGGGGUGCUGUAAAUCCCAAAGUUCAUGCAAAAUUCCAUGUUAGGGAAACACACUGAAAAAGAAAAUUUUUCAAAUCUUACAAGGGUACUUAAAAUUACAUCUCUCACAAAUAAAUAUGACUAUUUAGCCACACCAUAUAGUGUUUAAGCCCAGCACUACUUACAAAGUACACCUAUAUCUGUGAGUCAUUACACUAAUCCAAACCUAAUCAUAUAAACAUGGUCACUGCAAAGUGUACUGCUUAAAGUUCAUUAAGAUGCUCUCUUCAAAUUGUAUGCUUUUGGUCUCUUAUAAAAUGUCACUGAGUGAAGAGGUUCCAUGCUCAACCCAAGGAAUCUAGUAUGAGUCUUCCUUAGUUGGCACACUUCAAAACUUGAUAUAUAUUUUUGUUUGUAAUUCUUUAUUUUUGACAUGAAGGUGAGUACAACAAUGCCUAUAUUGCCACAGCAGCAUCAGCAAUUUUUAAAAAAAUUUUUUGCUCAAUUUUUAUGGUCAUAGCAAAACAGAUUUAUGGCGUGAUGGAUUUGCACAAAGUUACUACGUAACCAUUUAACGGUUCAAGAUCUAGGCAUUUGGUCAUUAAAUGUCUGGUUAAGGUGUUACAUUUCAAAGCAAGGCUUAACAUUUGAUCCCAGAACCAAUGGUGACCGUAAGUGUCUAGAUGUGUCCCUGAGGGUGAGGCAGCAAGGUAGAGUGCUACUAGUACAGCUAGGGUAUCAUUGGGCAUGUGAUGAGUGAGCGGAGGUAAUAGUGUAGUGGUAUGGUGACUGGCCUAUUAGAGGGCCGGCACGGGUUAGCAAUAGCAUCCCUCGAAGUUGUGGCCAGCAUCUGGUAGAGCAAUACGUUAGCAUGGAAUUAUGAGCGGUCAGUGAAAUGUUUAAGCGUUUGCGUUUAAAUGCUGUUUGCGUUUAGGUUCUCUAGGUCAUUUCAGGUAUGUCUAGUGGCCAGGAUUGCGUUACAACAAGGUCCGUUGACUGCGAUCUGUACGUUAAGGAACCCUUGGUAUAUAAACAUUUGAACCUGGAUAGGUAGGAGAAGAUGUAUAGUAUUUUUAACUAAUUUUUUUCUUACUAGUUUGUCAGAAGAAUUUUUUAAAACCGUGAAUUUGGAGCAUUUAAACUACUCCUAUCUAAUUCUAGUGAAUUAAAUAAUCUUUGAUUAUGAAAUGAUUAGCAAACCCUGUUCGUAUCAAUCUUCCAUUGAAAUUUGCUUUUUAUCCAGUAUGAGCCUGUGUUUGGUUUUUAUUGCAUAUGUGAAUAGAUGUUGAUAGUUGAGCUCCGGUUAAGGCUUUUCCCCCUUCUUAUUGUGGUAAAAAAUAGUUGUACAAAAUCUAUAGGUUUUAGGGUAAUUUGUUUUGCUUAACAUUCUUGGCCACCCAAUAGUUAUCCAAUCACGUGGAGGUGGAAUGACGUCAGAAGCGUAGUGCAUACCUGGGAAAACUAAUUUGCUACAAUGCUCCUUGUUGUUCAAACUUUUGAAACUUGGUUUCUGUUUUGUAUACAAUGGAGGAUCAGCAAUGACCACUAAGCGGGCACAUUGAUGGCACAGUUCUUAUUUCCAGUGGCAUUUUUUGGCUCACCCCUUCAUUGCUGUGAGUGAAAGGGUGACUUGUCAUGUCGCCAGGGAGUCUAAGUGCACUGGGCCAAUGUAAACUGGUUUGAAAGAAUGUCCUAUUUCAUCCUCUCUGGGCACAAACAAAGAAAACCACAAGAAAACAAGUUCACAUAGAGUCCCUAACCUGUAGCCCCUCAACACAUUCUUUUUCACAAUGUUUCAUGCAGUUUCUAUCUGCAUGAAACAUUGCGCCUAUUCUCUGUCAAUUUAGCUUGCGGGACUUAAUAUUAUUGGUGCUUUUCAAAAUGACUCUCAGUGCCCUCAAAUGCUUUGUUCGUAGAAUGACUAAUGCCUGUGCUGUCAGACAAAAAAAAAGUAACCCUGAUUCUAAGAGAGAUAAUAAUUUUGUGUGGCUGGGGUUUGAAAGGGUUUAAGAAAGCAUCCCCCCCCCAGCUUUUAGUGAAAUGCAACUCUCCUUGUUCUCAUGUAACCUGGGUUUCAGUACUUUUCUUAUUUUCUAGAUUAGAAUUAUUAUGGACACACUGUAUUAAUGCAUGUUCCUACUUCUUCUUUGGUGAUUCAGGCAGAAGAUGUGUCCCAAGAGAGAUCACAGUAUUGAACAAGUGACCCCACAUCUGGUAAGUAAAACAUUUUGUAUUUGUAUAUACUACAGUGUUAAUACAGCCACACAUGUUCAACUAUUGCAGAUAAGUUUGGAAAAAUUUAAAUAUGACCAUAGUCCGAGACAGCAAAAAUGGUUGGUUUCGAUAAUUGUUUUUGGCUUUUUCCUGUACCUUUAGAUUGUAAGCCGGGCAGGGCCCUCUAUACCUAUCAAUCUGUUUAUAUUGUAUAGUCUUUUUUCCCAAUUGUACAGCACUGCAGAAUGUCAGCACUUUAUAAAUGGCAGUUAUAAAUAAAUAUAUUUGUCUACAAAUAUGAUAUGUCUUAUAGUGCAAUUACCAGAUUUUACCAUUAACAUGGUCUAAAGUCAUGAAUUUAUAAAAGGACAUGGAGGUGAAUAUUUCUUAUGUCUUUAAUCUCUCAGCUGCAAAGAAAGCGUUGGUGUAAUAAUCAAAAAAUAACCAAACCCUGUUAGGGUUAACCUGAUAACAGUUCGGCUUAUAACAUUGUUCAUCACACAUACCAUCAUGUAACCUUAAACCACUGAGAUUUCAGAUGAUGCUCCCGAUUGCAAAAAUCAAAUGAAAUAGAAACCGUAUAACAAAACAGUAAAUCGUCAAAAAGGACAAUCGUGAUCGAUGAAAUGACGUACAAGUCGAGAUCCGACUGGAAACAAUCUUCACAAAUCCGAUGGGAUGUAUCAAACUGAAAUUAGAAGAGAAUGUGAAAUAGUGUCAAGACCAUAACUAGAACUACAAUCCAAAUAAUUGAAAUACUUCAGUAAAUACUUAAGUUAUUAUAAUAAAAAGCUGACAUUACAUCAGAAAGUCAAACAAACAGUAUUGGAAUGCAGAACAAUAAUCAGUAAUCAGCAUAACCCACGUAGUACCUGACAAAUCCAUAUGGUAUCUAUGUGAAGAAAACCUAUAAAAUGGGAGAAAUCAUCAAUAAUAAUGAGUCAGGGAGGUGAAUAUCAAUAAAAUCAUGACUUUACGUCAUGUUAAUAGUAAAAUCUGUUCAUUUUAUUAAGACACGGAGGCUCAUAUUUGCUAGUUUGCAGCUCCGAAAUAAGGAAAGUAGUAAAAUGUGAAGUUGGUCUGAAGUAAACAUGAAUUCUCUAGACUGCCUCUCCACUGCAUUCAGCAGUUGAAAACCCAGAGAAAAAGAUCACAUUUCAUGAGGGGUAUCAUGGCUUUUCAGAGGUGUCAAUCCCAGCAGAUUUCAUAGUCCUUUUUACUUAUUGUGCGAGAGUGAUAGUAGAUACUGGAUGAUGAGGCUUACGUAAAGCUACAAACAUCUAGGGGCGAGAAACAUCACAAAAUAUCGCUGUUCUCUUAUUCUCAGAGGCAAGAUACUGGACUCAAUUGUAAUUUGUGUGGAAAACGCAGAUAAAAACUGAUUUCAUAGACGUUUCUGUCCUUUGAGAAAUAUCAAAGGAAAAGCCAUCGAGUGUAUAAGAGAGCGCAGUGAGGCACAAUACGCAGACACCGGAAAUACAUGAAAUUGCAAUCAGCAAAGUGGCAUAACCAAUUUUGCAGAUUAUUUUUGUAGAGACAACUCUGUUAUUCGGCUACAAUUCAAAUAAAGAAUAAUAUUGACAUCCCAAAUAUAUUAGUACCUAGGUUGUGGAGGGAGUGCAAAUCCAUUUACAAAUAAAGAGUUGUUUUCACACCAGGGAAACCAUCAAAUCACAAUGACCAGCUGAGAUCACUGACCAGUAGAGCUUUACUGUGCAAUGGGCCGAACCAACAUCAAAAAGUCGAAUGACGAAACGGAUAGAUGUUAAAGAAGUUGAAACGGGAUCCACAUGUUGUUCCAUUCACUAGUGAGUCCAAGAAUUCCAGAUUAGGAUCGUAGUGUUCCUGGAGCCCAAGCUCCAGCCAAAAGAUCGAAUAUCACUUGUGGACCAUCUGGCAUGUGUCCUAGUCCCCAGAGAGAAACCAAGGCAAGAGCCGGAAGUGGCCAUGAAGUAGGAGAGGGUGAGGAUUGCCUCCUGGGUCCAAAAGAAUAUCUGGAUGGGAAGGGAAUAAUCUCAGCAUGUCGACGGACAUCUCCAGAAGCUUUGGUUUCAGUCCAUAUUGAUGUAAUGAGAACCAGUGAUGAUCAAUACCUCGUACCCUACUUCACCUAUGAAGAUAUCUGAGAGAAUGGAGUGAAGGCAUCCUUUUCCAUUGUUCCCUUCUUUGAGGGAAGAGGGCCAUUGUUGUGGAAAAACAUCCACAGCGAGAGCAUCUGGAUCCAGUUUACAGCUGUAGAAGUGGGGAAGAUGAGGUUUCAACCAAGAUGUGACUAGGUCUAUGUCUAAUGGUCCCCAUAGUGAUCGCAGUGGAAGAAAUACUGAAGGGUCCAGUCACCAAUCGCUGGAAUCCAUCAGGUAUCUGGAAUUCCAAUCCACCACCACAUUGGACAUCCCCGGAAUGUAUUCCACCUGUAUUGAUAUGUUGCAAUCCAGGCAGAAUUGCCAAAACUCCUUAUCCAGAUCCACCAAGGCAUGUGACUAAUAAUCCGUUUAUGUACCUUAAUGGAGGCCUCAAGUAGGCUACAUAGUGCAAAGGACUCGGCCAAGGGCUCGAGACAAGCGAUUUUCUCUUGAGGGGACCACUUCCCUCCUGUACAGAUAGGCCCUCAACACGCCCCCAAGUCGAUCGCACUUACAUCAGAGUUGACAACUGUGUCUGGACUCAUAAAAAAAAUAAAAAUAAAUGGCACAUCCGUUCCAAGCCUCCAUAUGUUUUAUCCAUCAAGCCAGGUCCUCCUUGACGUCACAAUCAAGGUGAAUAACAUCAGAGUAAGACAUGCCGAGUCACAAAUUUCUGGUCUUGCAACAUUGAAGUGCCCGAUAGUGAAGAGGACCUGGAAAGAUGAAUUUGAUCGAAGCGGAAAGUACACGAUCACCAUGGCUAAUUGCCAAAUGGUUAUGAGAGGGCGAGACCACAGUAUUCUGAUUUCUCUUUUCAAGUACUUCAUCUUGGCAUCAAGUAAAUUAAGAGAAUCCAUGAUGGAGUUUGUCGAAGCCCAAAUUCCAUCAGUAGGGUGGGAACAAGUACGAACUUUUCCCAAUUGAUGAUUUAAAAAAAAAAAAAAAAAAAAAAAAAGUUUCUGGAGAAAUAUCACUGUAAAAAAAAAAUAAUGGUGGAACAAAAAAUGGGUACUUAGCUGAGGGAGCCGCUGCAAAAAAGUGGCUUAGGGUCACAUGAUGGGAUAUGGGAUGAACCAUGUUAUUGGCUCAUGUGUUAUAUGGUUAACCCUUUCUAGGUUUAUUUACUUUUCUACAGUUGUGCAUUAAUUCCUUUCUUUGCUUCUGAAGGAUUAAAGAAAAAGAAAAGCAAAUAUUCACCUCCGUGUCUUUUAAUAAAAUUAUUAUUUUUAUUAUUAUUGGUAUUAAUAUAGCGCCAGCUAAUUCCGCAGCGCUUUACAAUAAAAGGGGAAUUUAGCUAAUGAGACAAUAACGAAGUGUAACCAGAACAAUAGGUAGACGAGGACCCUGCUGAAACGAGCUUACAGUCUAGAGGAGCACUGAUUAGUGAUUAAAUUAUCUAUUUAAUUGUUUCUAGAGUGGAGCUCAAAAUCCAGCCUUGGAUGUCAGUGAGCUACAGCAAGUAGUACCGGGAGAAGAUCUGAAUGACAGGGAACAGGAAUCGGACAGUCAGGAGGAAAAAGGUAUGCAUGUAUCACGCUUUGAUCUCCCUACCCUAGAUAUGUACUGAAAGCUGUUAAUAUUUUCACCAAGAUAUUGUUUUAGGCCAGGCUCCUAAAUGUAUCUUGCAAUAGUUAUACACCAUUUCUAGGGUGCUGUCAAAUUAUAGGCAUUGUGUGGGUGAUUUUCCUAUGGUGGCCAUAUUGGUAGAGGAGGAAUCACAACUCACCUUUUUAACCUGCAAUGUUUUACAAUUCUUUGUAUAAAGAAUAAUAAAUUGUGGGAUUGUUAUAUAGAAUGGGCCUUUACCGAAACACAAAUGGGAAUACCAAGUCCACUUUGACUAGUUCAUCUUAACAGAACAUUGUCAACUAGGUUACGUUUUUGGCUCUGAAUUCUAUUUAUGAUGUAGCACAUAUAAGCCUUUAAAGGACCACUAUAGUGCCAGGAAAACAAACUCGGUUUCCUGCCACUAUAGGGUCUUUAGGUCCCCCCUCCCAUCGGGCUGAAGGGGAUAAACACUUACCUUUCUCCAGCACCGGGCUCCCUCGGUGCUGGGGAACUCUCCUCCCUCUCCCAACGUCCGCUUUGAAUGCGCAGCAAGAACCGGGCGCGCAUUCAAACAGUCCAUAGGAAAGCAUUUAUCAAUGCUUUCCUAUGGACGUCAGCGUCUUCUCACUGUGAUUUUUCACAGUGGGAAGUGCCUCUAGCGGCUGUCAGUGAGACAGCCACUAGAGGCUGGAUUGACCAUAUUGUAAACAUAGCAGUUUCUCUGAAACUGCUAUGUUUACAGCUGCAGGGUUAACACUAGAUGGACCUGGCACCCAGACCACUUCAUUGAGCUGAAGUGGUCUGGGUGCUAUAGUGGUCCUUUAAACAUACGUUUGCAGCUUUCCAGUGAUUCUCAAUGAAAAGGGAUUAUCACUGAGCAGGUUGCAAGACAGGUCUGCACUAGCACACUACACCUGCCACUUCCGUUGAGCUAAUGAAAGCAGAAUAAAAACCCCCAGCCUGUCUGAAUGACAGCCGGGGAGGCAUUUCUGCCCCCAAUUAUAAUAGUUCAGGUUUCUGUUAAAAUCAUCACAUUUAUAAACUGUUGGGAAAAAAACUCCAGACUCAUAAAGUACUUCAGCAAGAUGCAAAGUUCUAUAUCUGCCACCCGGCGCCCACACUUUUACUUUGCUCUGCAAUUUUCUAUUUAUUUUUUUUUCACUCUUCUCUCUAAGUUCCUUUUCUGUUGUUAUUCACUUCUUUGAAUGCUCUCCUACUUCUCUCCUCUUUCUUUAUUUUUCUGUACUGAUUUAUGUGUCUCUUCCCUAUAGUUUCAUCAGUCUAAGGGGCUUUGGCAUAGUCUAAAUAAUUACUUUCCAUGAAGUCCAAGCCCAUUCCCUCAGCUCUCUCUCUCUCCGCUGCUCCGGUGUGUUUUAUUGUUUUAUUGAAGCAUUGCCGUACAACCUCCUGCGUUUGUCAGCUUUUGUGGAGUGGAAUUCAUGCUUCUCUGUGUCUAGGACUGAAGAGAGUGGUCUGUUUCUGCCUGUUCUGGCUUAACGCACACUUUGUUACUAUUGUGUUAUUAUCCAGUCAGGGAACUCUCUCAUUGAUUAUAAUCUAAUAUAUCUAUCUAAAUAAUAGAUCUUUCUAUAUAUCGAAGAUAUCUGUCUGUCUAUCAUAUCUAUCUCUUGUGGGAAUGCAAUGAGCUGGUGUUUACAUUGAUUAUUCGGUCACAGCAUUAAUUUGACAGGUCAGUGGAGAUCUUAUUACUUCUGUUGAUCACCAGCAAUCAAAGACCAAGUGAGGUGUGUGUCUGUUUUGGGCAUACCUCUCUUUUCUGGCUAAAUCCAAGUCACAUUGAGGUCAGUGGUAACCCUAGUGCCCCCGUCUCUUGUUUUGCAGCUGCAGACCUAUCUAAACAAACCUUGCAGGAGGAUCCCUCCUCUUCUAUUGCCACUGUUACAAGUGAUGAUGUUUUUGUGAUCUCAGACAGCAAUAACCGAGAGAAUUUCAGCUUUACCAACUACCCAAAGGUAGGUACAUAUUGGACAGAGGCUUUGUUUCCAAUCCAGCAAAAAACAGACCAUGUCCUGACAACGAUAACUUCUUACUUUUAAGAUCUCUGCUUGUUUUGUCACCUGCUUUCUUACAUUUCACAUGGGCCACAUUGUUGUUUUGAAAGAACUAGGAGGAGUAAUUGUACCCAAAAAGGCCAACUACUACUGAAAUCUAUACCAUCAUGUCUUGACCUAUUGGGAGCUACGUUUGUAAUUAUACAAGACCAUAAAAUACUUAUUUGCACAUACUAAUUUAAAAAAAAAUUUUUUUUGCAUAAUACAAAAGUACACAGACAAAAAUGUGUGCAAGGAUAAUUCAAACAAUAGAUCUAAAGAAAGUGAUCAGCAACCAAGUUUUCAUUGUAAAAACUUAUGUACACACUGGAUCUACCAUGUAUUCAACAGAAUUUAAGCUAGAAUCGAGAUGAGUGUUCAUCUAGAUAUGGCGUUCGAUAGUGACAAACAUGACAUCAAUGGUCACUAGGGAUUCUGAGUUGGGGCUGCGAGGUCCUCAAGACGAGGGCAGACAGUAGUACAAGGUAUGUCUAAGCCCUGACAGUGAAGACAUCACUAGGGGAACCUGUUCUAGCUUUCCUUCUUCAAGGAUUAAAAUUAAAGCUAUGUAGAGGACCACUAGUGUCACGCUGACCACCGCAUGGUGUCUGGGUGUAGUAGCCCUGUAGUUUUAAUCUUGCAAUGUAAACAUUGCAAUUGUUCAUAUUUUCUUGUUGCUUUUUUAUACUUCAUUUUACCAUAGAGGCAUUUACUGUGAUCUGGUACACUUAAAAGAAGGCCAAGUGCAUCUUUUGACUUUCAUAUAUGGGCGUUUCCCAUUGUCUGCGACUACUGUCCUCUAUGAUAUUUUUGAUCUGCUCUGUUGCUUUUAUUUUGUGGUUCCCAUUUUAGUUCUAUAUUCCAUCAGACUGGCUAUAAGAUAAGUUACACAUUAUAUAUAAAGUGCUCCACCUUAUUUUUUGUUAUCCGUAUCUGUUUUCUGGUGUAUUGAGAUAGGGGGUCUAGCACAAGUGAUCUACAGCAGCUUUUUAUUUUUUUAUUAUUCUUUCUUUUUGUUGUGCUUAGAGUUACAAACACAUGUGUAUCGCCACGACAGCAGAUACAAGCCAAUGGAAUAACAAAGAAUAAACAGUUUCAUGACAAUCAUUGACUGCACAAUUUUUUAAAAGGGAGCAGGUUAGGUAUAGAUCUCUAUAACAUUAGUUUCAAUCAAGCUGGAAGCUACGAACGGUAGGAUAGACAUUUUGAGUAACAUCAAGAACGUAUAAAGGUUAACAUAUGAUAUACAGGCUUAGGUAAUACGCUAUGGAUCCAAUGCGACAUUUCCAUACUAUUCAGUGAUUCGCUGUAUUUAGGUUACAUUACAUGAGUUAGUGACAUUUGCUUACUGGGUAUGUUAGUAUGCUUGGGGAUCCAGAGACAUGCCACUGUCCAAAGAUAUGCUGAGCUCAAUCAUAGUGUUGUAUAACAGCUUUAAACAGAAUAGCACGGUAGAGGCAGACAAAAUUUUACUAAUAAACACUUUAAAUCAUGUUACUAAUGCCACAGAGCUUGCUUGUCCCAGCAGGUGUCCUCCAGGUUCUGUCAAGAGGGAAAGGGAGCAUCAGGCCGGUGAAAUCAGUUUAGGCAGGUUGCGCAGAUUCCGGGCAGUCAGGCAACAUGGGGUGAUGUGGCAUCAUGACGGUAACCUUUGCUCAGUUCUCUUUGUGGGAGCUGUGCGUGGUGAUGUAGGGAGGUCAUGGGCCCCAUGGUGCUUGCCUCUGAGUCGGUCAGCCGAUACCUGCUGCGGGCACCUCAUCGAAUUGCAGUUCAUUAAGGGGUUUCAGGCUUCUGGGCGCCUGUGUGGUCGUGUACGGUUGUUUAAUCCCCUGAGUGGGAGUGCCCAGGUGCACUGUGGGAUUUCGGCAGAGUUCCACACUGGGUCCCCUCGGCUUCUUUCUGUGUAGUUUCUUGUGCUUGGCUGAGGUGUGUGGUCUGUUCCACCUUCCCCUUAGGGCCUUCCUCGCAGCUCGAGCCCCGGCUUGGUGCUCAGUGUGUGAGGGGUGUCGGUCAGGUGAGUGGCUGCUUGCGUGCAGUGAGGCUUGUUGGAGUGUCUGGCUUUCUAAUUUUAGCCAAAAGGCAUUGAAGAUGGCCUUCAGCUUGUCGUGUAGCUCGGUCUGAUGGCGGGGAAGGCGCGUGGCUUCCACCAUGUUGGGUGAGUCGGCUGGCUUGCUCGGCAUCAGCUGAGAGCAGUUCUCCCGGGUUGGACCGUGAUUACCCCCAACGGUCCCGGGGGGGGGGGUGUAACGGGGUGCAUGCUUUGCAGGGUAGCCCCUGAGCGGGAGGUCGGCCACGUCUCCCGCCCGGUGCGCCACAAGGCCGCAUCCUGUCUCCAGCUGGCGGUUCGGCUCCUAUCUGGUCUCUGACCCCUGCCACCGGUUCCAGCAAGGUCUGGCUUCUGGGUGGGCUCCAAUUGUCGCUGAGAUCAGACUGUGUGGGGUCUUUUAGUGCAGUAAAUGCCAGGGUUGUGGAGGAGCUCAAGCGAAACGUGACUGUCCGCCAUGACGGUUAGGCCCCGCCCCCCCCCCCUACAGCAGCUUUUAAAUCUUUUUAAAAUUUUAUUUUUUGCUCUGCAUACGAGUACAUAUACACUGGUAAUGCCACGAUAGCAAUAACAAGCAGUAACAAGCAAUAACAAGACAUAAAGCAUUCACAUGGUAUCUGAAGUAUCUGCACAUUUUUACAGGUUAUUUAAGUCAAGCUAGGUUAACAGAAACUGGGAGCAGUUAAAUGGAGAGACACUUAUCACGUAUUCAUAGCAUCUUAGGGCAUAGUGAGAACUAAUAUUGCGGAGAUGUGAAAGAGAAGUUUACCAGGCUAAAACCAGAUUAACUGAUUAAUUAGUUUACCACUAGGUGCACUAUCCAAGAGGCUGUCUGCUUGUGUCUAAUGCCAAAGGACCACAUAACUGCUCAUGGUUACUCCACUGUGCCCAAGUCGCCAUGCCAACACCCUGUUAAUCACAACUCAUAUAUAAAAAAAGGUAGAGAUGAAAAAGAAGAGACAAAAGAGCAAAUCAGUGAAUAUUAUAACAUAUAGUAUGCUUUAAAGUUUGCAACGUGUUGUGAUAUAAAAUGCAGGUACAGAGGACUGUAUGCAAUAGUAAGUCCAGGGUCAGCCAAUUCCUUUACUCAGGAGGUUGGAGAGGGGAGCCAAGGGAUCGCUGGCGUUGGCAACUGUGCGGUACUAAGGCUUGGCAGCCCAAAAGCCUCAGGACAGAAGAGAGACCGGCAUCAUUGAGCCAUGGACUCUGAAGCUUGCGAAGUCCAAGUCCGUUCCCCCGAAGGGGAUAGCAGAGAGUCGGGCAGACUGUCGCCGCCAUCUUCGUCAGAUUCUCUGCUUAUGUGGUCGAAGCUUUGAAGGUUAACCCCUAGUGUAGUGGAUGCAGUGUGUAUUAGUGUAAUGUAUAUAUAAUGAAAGCAGAGUGUUUGUGUAGUGUGUGGGUAGUGUGCGUAAAGUGAAUGCUGUAUAUACUAAAUGCAAAGUGUGUGUGUGUAUAUAAUGAAUGCAGAGUGUGUGUGUAUUUGUGUAGUGUGUGUAUAUAAUGCAGUGUGUGUGUGUGUGUGUGUAGGAAGGUGAGUAUUAAGAGGAGCAGCCGCUUGUAUUUGAACUGUACCCUUGGGAGUGCCACCACCACUCCGCCUUCUGAUCCUACAAUCUCUGGUACACGGACUCAGCUAUGAUGAUGCCAUUUGCACUUCAAGUGUUGCCUGGAAGCGUUGGAAGAGGGCGUCCAAUCUCUGCAGACAAGUAUCUACUGGGCUGCUUUGAUUCUGCUGUGUCUGUGUCAGAAUAGGUCCUUGAUGGAGUACCUCUGCCAUUUUGCUAGUAGAAGGUGAGGCAGGAGCGGCAAAUCAUGUGCUCUGACAUUGGAAGUCGGCACAGCAGGGAUCGGGAUGACCCCCACCAGUCCGGAGGGAGGGGGGGGGAGAACGGGUCUUGGCUGUGACUCAGCCCAUGGGACUCCACUGAGGAGGUCGGCCACCACUCCCAGCAGGGCCUGUACUAGUCCGCAGAUACACAUGACCGAAGCUCCGCUUUCGCGGGUCACAAGAAUGAUCCGAUUGGUGCCCAAGGUGUUUGGGAUUAACGUGGGUGAGUUUGAGUCGCUGACACCUCGGUAUCUACAAUAUUUAACGGAAUAGGGCAAUUUAAAUGAGGAUCCCUAUUCCCAUGCGACUGCUUAGCAUGGCAUCCAAGCCCUGACCCCUCUACAGCAGCUUUUUAUUGUAUCUAUUUGUGUGAUAUCCAUAUAUUGGGGAGUGUAUAUGUGUGUAUAUGUGUGUGUGUAUAUAUAUUAAAAGAUCAACGUUUCAGUCUGCUGCUGCAAACUUUCAUCAGGACAGAUCACCAUGUCCUGAUGAAAGUUUGCAGCAGCAGACUGAAACGUUGAUCUUUUAAUUUGGAGCAAUAAAAGCUAUUUUUUACUUACAAGAAAGACCGAGGAGUGCUAUCUACUUUACCUUUCUAUGUUUUUGCUGAUUAGCACCAGGCCAGCAGUGGAAUACGCAGUGAGUGCAACAAAAUUUGUAUUUUUGUGUGUGUGUGUAUAUAUAUAUAUAUGUGUAUAUAUAUAUAUAUAUAUAUAUAUAUAUAUAUAUAUAUACACACACAGACAUACACUGUAUAUGCUGCUUGGCACUCCUCCAACGUUGACAGCAAUUUAUAUUUAGCCUGGGUGCAAUCUUGCGUUGUGUGUGUGUGUAUAUAUACAAAAAAUUAAAUAUAGGGAGCACUCACAGGUCUCAAAAUAGUCAUGCAAAUGGUGUUUGGUUUUUUUCCGGUCAUCACAAAAUUAGCUGUGGUUACAGAAAAUCUACGUUUCGACCCAUUCGGUUCUUUAUCAAGAUCAUGAUUAUUAUUUUUCUAUUUUUGCUUGCAAUAUAUUGUUUAAAUCUGUGAGUAUAUUGAGUCUAUGCAGCUGUGUUUAUGCAUGUAGGGAUAAAAAUGUAAGAAGUGGAUAGGAUAAAGGGAUGUCAAAGGUUUGAGAGGAAUUAACAUCCGAGUUUGUUUACAUUGGGUGUUUAGUGUUAAAAGGAUUAAAAAUGUGAAAGGAGACUGUUGAGGUAUAACGGGUGUUUAAAAUAGUUUAGUGCAAUAGGUGGGAUAAGUUUAGUGUUUUAAUAGGAGUUAAACCUAGGAUUAAAGGUACACUAUAGUGUUAGGAAUACAAACAUGUAUUCCUGACACUUUAGUCUUGGUGUGGCUGUUUAGGUCCCCGGCCCACCUUGCUUCCUUUCGAAAAGAUGAUUUUACCCACCUGUUCUUCCACUCAGCUUCCGUAGGAAUGCAUUGAGGGCUAUUGCGCAUGCAAUUAGCACAUUGCUGUGCCAAUCAGCAUCUCCUCAUAGAGAUGCAUUGAGUCAAUGCAUCUCCAUGGAGAAUGCUCAGCGCCUCCAUGCAGAGCGUGGAGAUGCUGAACACCAGUGUUACCCAAUGUGCAGCACUGACACAGGAAGCACCUGUAGUUGCUGUCUAAAUGACUGUCACUAGAGGUGUUACUAGGCAGCAAUAUAAACAAUAGGUUUUGGAAGGGGUUACAUAUAGGGUUAGGGAAAAGGUUUGUUUACUAAGCAAAUAGCCUCUCAAACGCUACCGGACUUUCCCUGCUAUGUCUUCUGUAGUCCAGUCAGUCUCCUGUGAUUCAUUACAGAGAUGCAGAAGUUGUUAUAUAGUGUGCUCCACUCAGUGCUGUUCCUGCUCCUCUUGCAAGGCACUUCCUGUGAGAGAGGUUAGUAGUGUUCAGAUGGGAAAUGAUCCCUUCCACUUCCUGUACAGCCGCAUACUGAAGCAGCUGGACAACACUUAUUUUUACACCCUCUUGCAUAGGAGGUUGACUGGAUACAGAAGACACUGGCCAAGGCUUCUGAUAUUUAACUUUCCCUUUUAGAAAACUCGAGCUCCAAAAAGUCAGGCGCGUACCUCCCAACCUCUGGUGUCUGUGAAUCGGAACCUGGUGGAAGGGUAAAAAAAAGGGGCAGUGUCUGUGACACAAUAUGCAUCACGGGCUCUGCCUAUAGGGGAGGAACCGCCAGAGCAGGGAGCAGUUUUUUCUGUAGAAUUGAAAGAUUAGCCAGCCUGCCAAUCAACUAGGCCAGUCCACUGGGGACAGACCCUGCAGUUAGAAAUGGGUUUUAGUGCUCUCUGCAGGUUGUUAGUGACCUGAACAUAGGGCAAAUGCAUCUAAUGAUACAUUCACGCCAUGCUUGUUGGGGACAGUUUCCUGAUGUCCCCAAAAAUGGGACACCAGUGAACUUAGUCAGAACCAAAAUCAGUACAGUUGGGAGGCCUGUAGGCAUCUGCCUAAUGGAAAAUCUGGAGCAGACCGUAAUACUUAUCUCCGGUGUUUAAUAAUAAUAAUAAAAAAAAAAAAAAAAAAGUUUCUUUAUCGUUAUAGUGACUUCUGUUUAUUGAUAACUUCUGGAUUUUCUAUAGUAAAUACUAAAAUCUCAAUUAUAAUUAGAAGAUUAUAUAUAUAUAUAUAUAUAUAUAUAUAUAGUGGAAGGGGUUUUCAAUCACAAUUUUUCCCCACCAUAACCUAUUUGGAUUUUGCUUCCCAAGCACUACCAAGCCUCACUAAGCAAACCAGUAACCAACCUCAUGCUGAAGAGUUGCAUUAACAACGAAACAGCUGUCCAUGAGUGGUUCACUGGUUUUGCAUCUUAUCCUAAAUUGUGUUCCAAGCAGUUGUAUACUGCAAACACAAAUUAAAAGGAAUCCAUGUUUAAAAUGGAAUGAGGCAAAAAUGUGAUUCUUUGUUAAACUAAUUUGCAUAUGCCCACCCAGAAUCCUUUGCGGUUGUAACAUCACUGCUGAUUUGAGAUUUCUGUGGGAAAAGCAAGUCUUAUGGCUUGACUGGUGUGCAGAUUUUUGUUUAGCAUUGUAUUAACUAUCCACAUACUUCAGGUGGAAGGGGUUUUCAAUCACAAUUUUUCCCCACCAUAACCUAUUUGGAUUUUGCUUCCCAAGCACUACCAAGCCUCACUAAGCAAACCAGUAACCAACCUCAUGCUGAAGAGUUGCAUUAACAACGAAACAGCUGUCCAUGAGUGGUUCACUGGUUUUGCAUCUUAUCCUAAAUUGUGUUCCAAGCAGUUGUAUACUGCAAACACAAAUUAAAAGGAAUCCAUGUUUAAAAUGGAAUGAGGCAAAAAUGUGAUUCUUUGUUAAACUAAUUUGCAUAUGCCCACCCAGAAUCCUUUGCGGUUGUAACAUCACUGCUGAUUUGAGAUUUCUGUGGGAAAAGCAAGUCUUAUGGCUUGACUGGUGUGCAGAUUUUUGUUUAGCAUUGUAUUAACUAUCAUAUAUAUAUAUAUAUAUAUAUAUAUAUAUAUAUACAUAUAUAUAUAUAUAUAUAUAUAUAUAAUAUUGUGUGUGUGUGUGUAUAGAGAGCAUUUUCAGCUCUGUGUUGCUUUUGUACAUUUGUAUAGAAAUGUUUGAAUAUGAUUUAUACAAAAAGUUGUUCUACUUUGUCAUUUGCAAAGUGUUUCAUAGUGCUUAAUUGUAUUGCUAUUGUAUAACAUGAUCUUAAAAUGGUAAUUUGUAUAAAUUGUCUUCUGUAAAAUUGUUUAGUAAGCAAAUGUUUUGCUGAAGUUGUUGUGUAAGAGUCGCAAAAUGUAUGUCCAUGGAUUAAUUGCAGCCACUGUGAGGAAACCACGUCCAUUGUAUAGCAUUCCCCUAGGCCAGGGGUAGGCAACCUUUAAGCAACACUGUGCCGAUAUAGGAUUGUGAUGUCCCGUAGCGUGCCGGUCCUAUUUUUUUAAAAUUGAAGUGUGUUUGCUGCCGUAUUCUGCUUGUUAUUUUUACUGUAAUUGCUUUGAAUCGUUGUAUUUGUGCGUAUUUGAGCUAUUAUAUUGUAUAUGUUCAUGAGUAGUUUAUGGUAUUGUGUAUGAUACAUAUGAAUGUGGGCUGCGUAUGAGGGCUGCUUGUGGGAUUGUGUGUGGAUGGAUAUGUCACAUUGUGUGUUUGGUAGUGUGUGGGGGCUGUUUGGGGUAUUACAUGUGAGAGGCUGCAUGUGGGGUUGUAUGCAUGUAUGUGGAUUGUUAGUGGUGUUGCGUUUAAGCGGAUUGUGUGUAUGUUUGUGUGAGGGCUGUUCGUAUUAUUUGUAUGAGGGGAGGGUUAUUGUGCAUUUCUGUGUAUAUCUAGCAGUGUGGGUGGCUUCCCUGGGUUCCAGUGGGGACCAGGUCGGCCAGAUACAGGUCAAGGACAGGAGCUGCAACAGCAACUGUGAGCUGCUAUACUACUGUGUGGAUUCCCAUUCACAAGUGCUGGGAAGAAGUGAUUUGAGAUCACUUCCUCUGCGUGCUGCAAUGCAUAAAUUGAGGAUUGUCCUUCACCACCUCUUCGUAUUAGCAGAUAUCUGAAGUUUCACUGGGACUCCUGAUAGGCCAGAGCCUGUUUGGCUCUAGCAGCCUUGAGUGCCGUAGGUUGCCUACCCCUGCACUAGUAUUUCUUACAAUAAAAUAGUGUUAUCUCAUUUCAGUAAAGCCAGCAGAUAAUGAAAACUGGAAAACACAGGAAUUAGUAGGGCAAUUUCCCUUCAUAUUAUCCAAAUCCCACUAAAUCAAAAGUAGCCAUUAUUGCAUAGCUCCCACGCGUCUUAGCAGCACAGAGCAUAAGCUUCUUGUGAUGCAGUUCAGUUCAUCAGAACAGCUGUCUAUGGAUUAUGGGAAUUGUAGUUCAACAGCGGAAGAACAGCGAUUAUGUCUUCUUCUGUCCCAGAAAACCAUCUGUACUUUGUUUAAAGACAUCCACCCUGUGGAUUUUUUUUAUUUAUUUUAAAAGCUCUAGGACAACAGCUUAAUAGAAGAAGCUUCCCAAGGAUACUGUUUGUAAACUGCGGUGGUCUGCAGAUGUUGCAAUUACAAUUGUGAGUUUACUGUGCAGAAAACCAUAAAUGUAAGGUGAAGGAGGAGAAGACAUUUAAGAUUAUAAGCUUAACUCGUAGAGACAUCUGUCACACCCAUGUGCUUGAACUUUUAAUACCAGUUGGAUCAAGGAAGAUGCAGUUAUAUCCUUGUGCUCAGUGUUUGGAAAUAUUCAUUCUUAAUGGAUUUAUAAGAACAGACUUUUUAUAAUAUUUAAAAACGCCAGGAAUGAUUAUCAGUACUUAUAGGGGUUUUGUGCUAAAACCUCUUUUACAUUACAGCAAUGCAUUCUCAAGAGGAGUGUCACCAGCCCAGCCUCCGUAUCAGACUGGCUGAACUGGGAUUACACUAGCGUGGAGCUCGGUACAGAUGACACGGGGAGUGAAAGUAUGGAAGCGGAUCCGGCCAGGCAAAGGACCUGGAGCAUUCGGACCUUUAACAGUCUGCUGCCACCAAUGCCACAACUGCAGGUGAAAUGGAGCAACCGGUUAUCCAGUGGUUCCUUCACCAAGCUUGUUGACAGUGUGAGUAUAUUGGCACAGUCAGUGGUUGGCUGGUUACGGUAGUGGAGAAGGUUUUGGUGGAUAAUUUUUUUAUGUUUUUAUUGUAUAAUAUUCCAUUGGUACAUACAAUCACCAACAAGUUAGAACCAGGUUGGUUAGAAAGCAAUUGGUUCUGCAUCGAUUAACAGAUAUUAUAAACCAUCUGUGAACAUAUUUAUACAGUGUACAGUGUAGCAUAAGGAAAAGCUGAUCCCUAGCAACAAUUGUUAUGUUCCGGUUUAACUGUGCUCCGACUGAGAUCUAAGGUAUCUAGAUCAUAAAUGAACAUGUUGUUCCGUUAAUUCCUUAGCAUAACACCGAUUUGACCACUGGACAUUUCUCAAUCGCUGCGACUCUGAUAGGUGCAGACUACCCUUGGGAAACUGGGAUAUAUAAGAUAAAUGUAAACAUGUUAUCUCCCCCACUCCUGAAUGCCCUCCAUAGGCCAGACUGGCCCAACACCUGAUUAGAGCAAAAAAAAAAAAAGUGGGAAGAAACCACCCAGUAUACGUAAUUAAAUUAAAUACAAACUGGAAAGAUGAACCAGGAUUAAUAAAAUAAGUAUAGACCUGUAAUAAUAAUAAUAAACAUUACAUAGUGUAAUACAGUUACAAUAAAAUAAAGUGCGUGAUGUUUAGAUAUUGCACUCUCAAACAUAAGGUGAAAGCAGGCUUCUCACCCCACCAGGGGUUAUAACGAAUUGGAAAGCUGGUAGAUUUCAAUCCUCAUAAAUUCCUUAAGUGGAUGAAGGAAAGAGAGCCAUACAUGGUGAAGUACAGUAAAAUCACAGACAAAUUUAUUAAGAUUGCACGUACAAGCAGGCAGAAAAUCUGAGCAUGUAUCCACACAAUGUGGAACCAAAUACAGUGUGGUAAUCGUCAAAGAGCCAGCAGGAAGUAGUUAAAGACAAACAAAUUAAAUAAAAGUCCAUACAGAGUCCAAAUUAUGCUGUCCAACGCGUUUCGUCCAAUAGAGGAACUUCCUCAGGGAUCUGUUUUUCCAUAGAGGGACUUCUUAUACUGGUGACAAUCAUAGUCCAUUCGUUACAUGUGUUGGUGUGCGUUCCAUCCGUGGAACGCACUGAUGUAUGUGCUGUGCGACUCAGGGAAAAGAUAGAUGACAUAGUUGUGAGGAACAGAUCAAUCAGAAUAGACAUAAAAUGCAUGCGCAUGAACGAACGGGAAAAAACCCAAACGCCAUGCGCAUGUGUAAAUCAUGAUUCCAACACCUGGUCUGACAGUCCCUCGCCUUUGGUAGGGGAACGAAAGCCAGGGACGCCAAUUUAUCUGCUUAGGUGGAGCCGUAUAAUUAAGGCCUCAAGUUGCAGUGUGAACGGCGCCCGCAACGUAUAGCUGGGCCAAGGAAGGUGGUGGGGAUGUGUUCAGUGCGGCUGGGUUUCUGCCCCAAGGAAGGAUGUCCAUGUUUCCAUGAAUUUCACGUAAUAUUUUGCCCUGUUGUGUGUAAUCUCUUCCAUGUUUUGUUUUAUACUCUCUACCCUUGUGAUCCAUUUCCUCACUGUGGGUGGUUUAGGUUGUUUCCACUUUGCUGGAAUUAGUUGAUUCGCCGCUACGAGUAGGUGGGUGCAUAGUUUGUACCCUUGUAAGAAUAGCAUGUGUUCUGGAGAGAGUGGGAGCGGGUGAUGGUCUGUAUAAGUCAAUGUAUGCAUUUCCAGUACUUCUGAAUCAGAGGGCAUUCCCACAAGAUAUGUGCAGAGUUUGCGUUGGGCUGUUGGCACAUUCAGCACGUAUCCGGUGACGAGUUGUGGAUCUUAUGGAUCUUCGCCGGUGUAUAGUGCCAACGCACGAUGCAUUUAUAAUUACUCUCUUGGGACGUAAGGUUUGUGGAUACCUUGUGUGCUCGUAUAAAUAUUGCUUUCCAUUGACCUAGCGUGAUUGUCCACGCUAAUUUGUCCUGCAAUUUCUCUGUGAAGUGAGGGAACCCUAGAUUUUGGACUGUGUGCAGUAAGUUAUACAUGGAGGAUAGAAGCUUCCUUUUCAGUGAAUGGUGUAUGCAGAGUUGCUCAAGUUUAGUCAGUUCCCUAUUUCCCUCUGGUAACAGAUUGGUACAUUGUAUGAAAUGGGCUAGUUGUGGGUACCGGAGAUGUUGUAUACCGGUAGGGGGCUGUGUUGAGAUAAUGUGAGUCAGCUGUUUCAGUCCGCUGCCUUGCGCGAUCGUUUGUAGACUGAAAAAUGUUGUGUCAUGGUAUGACCUAUAUGUUGUGCCUGAUUGCCCUUGUGGAAAGAGCGAGUUGUGCGAAAGCGGUUAUAAAGGCGAGGGGUUGGUUGACAGGUGUUCGCUCUGUCUAAUCGAUUUCCAGAGUAUGAUCGUAGCUGUGAUGGUUGGGUGAGAUUUUUGUGUAAUAAACGACUGGCCCAAUUUGUGCCACGGGACAGUGUAAAUGGGUAUUGUAACGCAUCACCUGGCACCCUGACUGGGUACCUCCGUUGAAGGAUACUCCUAGCACUGCAGCAGACACCACAACCACCGAACCGGAGAAGCAUAUGAAUGCUCUCAAGCAUAUGAAUGCUGUAAGCUGCUGAACAGGAAAAGCAUACAAUCAGCUUACACUCCUGGCAAUCAGCAUACAAUCCAAUUCCCCCAAUAACGAGACGACACUUCGUUUUGAGGUCAAGCAGAACUGACUGGACUGGCACAUACAGCCUCUUUUAUUCACAAUCCACAAAUAUAGUACUGCCCACAGGGUUUUGAAACACAGCCAAUCAAUCUAUACAAUACACACAGACACUCCCACACAAAAUCAUCCCCUCUGCCUGUGAUAUGAUUACUGAACACAAUGGUUAAUCUAAUUAUCACAGGCAGAGAAAUACCAUAUUAUAAAACACAUCACAGGGACCCCAAAACAUGCAAUAACCCCAUAAAAAGUAUAUCCUUGGAACCGGGGGAUCUGGGUGAACCACAUAUCCAGAAUUCACCCAGAUCCGUUCAGUACUUUGGAAGAUACAGUUUAAUGCAGAUUCCACAGAACAUAUGCAGGCUAAAUGAAAAACAAUUACUGUAUAAUGUGUCCCCUGUUGUAUAGUCCAAAACCACUGCACGAUGUCUCUGUGCACCAAAUACCAGCGAGAUGGCACCGUGUUGAAAAGUCCAAACAGUGUCUGAGUUAAAAUGGCCGCCAUCCAUUGUUCUCACCAUGUGCUUUAUCCAUUGUUCUCACCAUGUGCCUCUGAUACAUGAAAUGGUGGCCACCCAGUAACUCCACAGUAUGUCCCCAGAUGGUUCUUAAAGGGCCAGCAGCAGCACAACACAAAUCCAUUAUGCCCAAAUCAUGUCUUUAAAGGGCAAUACAUCCCAGGGGCCAUAGUCACAUGGCAGGAGGCUGGCAAUCAGUCUUCUCCAAUGCCCAGUGGCAAGGUCGGUUUCGCCACAGGUAUCUCUAGGGAAGUUGCCUCAAUCUUGACCCAUUGUAACUUUAUAUUAGUUUUGAUCCACUUUUAUAUCCUGGCCAGGUGUGUGGCUUUGUGGUAUUGUGCUAUAUCGGGUAACCCUAGUCCCCCCGCUUCCUGGGAUUUUACCAGCAGGCUGUAAGCUAUGCGUGGGUGCUGAUGGGACCAGAGAAAGGAUGUUAAGAUUGAUCUUGAGAUUCUAAAAAAUUUCUUUGGGUGCCCUAUUGGUAUAGUCUGGAGCAAAUAAAGUCUGCGACGUAGCAUAUUCAUUUUAAGAAUGUUGAGUCUGCAAAACCAACCAAAUUGUGGUUUGUGCCAAGUUUUCAAGUAUUUGGAUAUCUCCAACAUCAAAGGAGGGAAGUGGAGUUCGUACAGUCGCACUAACCUGCGUGGUAGAUGCACUCCCAGAUAUUUUAUGGCUACGGGUGCCCACGUAAAGUGGAAGAGUUGUUUCAGUGAUGUUUCAACUUCUGAAGGCAAAGGCAUAAGUUCGCAUUUGGAAAGAUUCGCUUGAAAAUCUGAGGUUUAUUAUAUGUAUCCAUCUCUUUUUUAGGAUGUGGGGGAUUGUCUGUAUUGGGUAAAAGCGGAGACCUUCUAUUCUUCUCCUCUAAUUUGGAAGCCUCUAACAAGGCCUCUAAUGCCUUGUAAAAUUGUUUUGAGCACCAGUAUAAAUAGCAGGGGGAAAGAGAGCAGCCCUGUCUUGUUCCAUUGGAAGUUUUUACCGAAGCCAAUAACUGUCCAUUUAUCCGCAGACGCGCAAUGGGUAUCGAAUACCUGGAACUCAGCCAAUUCAACCAUCAUGGGCCAAAUCCCAUGUAACGCAAUGUUGCAAGCAUCAGGGACCAGUCCACCCUAUCGAACGCCUUUUCGAUGUCGAUUGCCAACAGGGCCAUUGGCGACCUAGACGUCCUCGCCCAGUGCAUCAAGCUGAUAAGUUUGGUGGCAUUAUGCUUAGCUUCCCUGCCUGGCAGAAAACCCGACUGGUCUGGGUUGACUAGCCCCGGAGGCAACGCCUUUAAUCUGGUGGCCAGGAUUUUUGUGAAGAUCUUGAGAUCUAUAUUAAUCAACGAUAUAGGCCUGUAGCUCCCACAGUGAAUGGGAUCUUUAUCUGGUUUAGGGAGUAAUGGUAUGGUGGCCUCUAGCGCUGACGUUGGGAGGGGAGAGGUUUCUACCAAUGAAUUGAAAGGUGUUGCUAGGACUUGUUGCAUGAUCCUAUAGUAUUUGCCUGUGAAUCUGUCCGGACCCGUGCUUUCAACUAAUGGUAGAACUUUGAUUGUUUGUCGGACCUCCUGUAGUGAGAGUGGGCUAUCUAAUGCCGUAACUGUCUCCCGUGGGAUAGUAGUUUUGAUUGGUGGAUAAAUAUUUUAUGUGUAUGCAACAAGUGACCCUGUCUCCAUGGUCAUCACUAAGAAUGAAAAUAAAUACAUGUUUUUUAAAAAAAAUGUAUUUCUUUUUUCUUGUAUUUUUGCAUACUGCCCCAUUUUUACCAGAAUUUUAAAGCGGCACUGUUCUGCCGAACUUAAAGGACCACUAUAGGCGCCCAGACCACUUCAGCUUAAUGAAGUGGUCUGGGUGCCAGGUCCACCUAGGAUUAACCCUUUCUGCUGUAAACAUAGCAGGUUCAGAGAAACUGCUAUGUUUACUUUAGGGUUAAUCCAGCCUCUAGUGGCUGUCUCAGUGACAGCCGCUAGAGGUGCUUCCACGCUUCUCACUGUGAUUUUCACAGUGAGAAGAUGCCAGCAUUCAUAGGAAAGCAUUUAGAAUGCUUUCCUAUGGACUGGCUGAAUGCGUGUGCGGCUCUUGCCGUGCAUGCAUGUUCAGCCAGGGACGUCAGAAGAGGGAGGAGUGUCCCUCUCAAAGUAACUGGCUAAUGGUAUUCCUAAAAAUAAAGUAUGAUUUAAUAUUGUGUAUUUCUGUUACAGGGUUGUGCUGUACCACCCAAGAUUCUGAGUCCUAGAAACCACAGACGAGCCUGUUCUGCUGUGCAAAUAAAGGGCAGUUCCAGUCCUUUAUAUUCAGAGUCUUCAGAUAGUAAUGCUUCUUAUCCCCUCACGCGCUCUGCGCAGCUCACUCGUAAGCUUCCACCCUGCAACCUAAAGAGGACCCGACCUUAUUUUGGCUUUCUUAAUGGCUCAUCUGAUAGUCCCCGAUCUUCUGCUCUGAGGACAAGCAGCUCUAGGGAAAACCAGAUGUGUCAAAAUUCUGGCAUGGAAUUUGCGGGCACUGCCAAAAAUGCCAAGUCCAAUAUACUUCGAGCCAAAGAGCUCUCUGUGGAUGUGGAGAAACCAAAGGCUGUUUUUGUGAUUUGUGAGGAGGCGGAUGACCAACAGCCUCUAGUAUUAGAUGACCAGCUGAGUCCCAGCAGGGAAAUGUUCUGUGUUAAUGAGAUCGGCUCCACUAGCUGUAAGGAGGAGGUCCAACCAGUUGGACUCAGAAGCAAUCAUUCUGACUUAAAGCCCUGGGUGAAGACACCAGAAGACUACCAGUAUCAGUACACAAAGAAAAUGCCUUUGUACAGCUUGGAUGAGAAUCGAAGUAAUUUAUGUGUGGCACUUAAUUCCAGACAUGAAUCUGAACUGGGUGGAAAAUCUUUAUUAGCCCAAAUUGGGUUACCUACAGACUGAGUCUGCUUGGGAAACACACUCUGUUUAAAUGCCACCCUGCAGUUUAUUCCAAGGACUUGGCUACUAUAUGGCAGCUGAUUAGUACUCUUGAGAAAAAAGACAUUGAUUUUUAGCCAGCAAGUAAUUCUGCAUUCACAUAAUCCCCCCUCUUGCUGAAAGCUUGGGGGGGGGGGGGAAGUGCCAAAUAUUUCAUAUAAAAGGUAAAUCACAGAAAAGCCUUAAUGUGCAUUGUUGCAUAUUUAGUGGAAAUCCACAAUCCUUUUCUAUGACUUGCAGGUGGCAGUUGGGUAACGUGGAACAAUGUCAUGAUAAACAGUUAUGGAAUAUUUUUUCUUCUUAAACGCUUCGAAUGAGCAACAGAAGUCUUAUCAAAGGUUGUACAUGACUGUUAUAUUUUUCUGCUCCAUGAUAAUUUUCUUGCAAUGUUUUAAGCAAACUGUGGGUUGAAGCACCAUAACAAUGAGCAGGGUGGCUUUGAAAUUAAUUUGGUCACAGCAAAACGCACAUCAGAAUGGUGUUUAGUUUUUUAUUAUUAUUAUACACACCAUUUUUCUUGGAUUGGGAUGAAGCCACUAUCCUAGAGCUUUUUUCCUACUUUUCUUUUUACACAGUACUGAGUAUGAUUAUUAGAAGAUAACUUGACACAAAUCUGAUAACUAUGUUUAAGGUAACAUCCUGAUUAAAAUUUACAUUUUGUUGUAGAAGUUAAAGUAAGAAUGUUCACACAUUUCUUUCCCUCUUGUUUUAUAAGUAUUUCUAUUAAACACACAGGUUACUAACUAUCAAGCACAAAGGAGCUAAAUAUUCUAUGACUUGGCAUGUGCUAAAGGCUUACAACGUUUAGCUGUGUACUAAGCAUUCAAAUUUGUUUGUGAAUCACUCUGUAUUUCUUCUGUUAAUUAAUAUUUUUUGUUUCACUACUUUGUAUAAGUACUCAUCACAUCCUCUAUAAAUUCACUAUUCAUUUCUUGCUAAAAAUCCAGAAAGUCCAAAGGGAUCCUGUUUGCAAUUGUUUUUGCCAAGUUCAAUAUAAAAUUUAAAUCCAAAGCCAACACUGACACUAGUCACUCUAAUAGGAAAUGCAGGCUGACCUUAAUGUAUGAGACAUUAGUUACUAAAAACUUAAAACCAAAUUUACAGAAGAGCCAAGUUAGGAUUACAGCUGUAUUGGGUACAUUUUUCCAAUUUGGGUAUCCUGGCUUUAGUUUUGCAAUUUUAAUAGAAUGAAUUUACAGUUUAGUAGUUACAGGUUACUGCCUGCGAGUAUGAAAUGGAUUGAUUUUCAAUCAGAUCUGUCACGCAGGAGUUGAAAAGACCGUACUAGACCCCUAAAGCACUUUUUUUUAACUUUCUAAAAUAUAUAUAUAUAAAGUGCAGAUUUCAAAAGAAAUUGGCACAUUUUAUAACUUAACCUUGUUACACCCCCUAGACUGUCAGAAAACCGGUUCUGUUACUUCCUGGUUUGGUUAGCUCAGUAGAGCUAAACUCAAGAGGCAGCAAUUGCUCAGAGCACCUGCCUUGCAAAGAGUUCAGACAAAAUAUGCAAAUUUUAGAAGCUGUUUUUAGAUACACCCAAUUGAAAAAUGCAUAAUUACACACAUGCAUAUUUUUAUUGGAGGUAUUUCUACUAAAGUAACUUUUUGGCAGUGGAGAGUCCCUUUUAAUUUCAUCAUCACAGCUGAAAUGGACCUUUCUUCUAACAUUAACAUAAUUGGAAACAUUUUCCAGGUGCAUGACAUGCAAGCUUGGCUCUUUCAGUCUAUUUUGAGAUUGUUUAAUGUAACCCACCAAGUACCAUAACUACUACAGCGUGCUGUAAUUGUUAUGGUGCCAGGAGCGCUCAACCAUGUAAAAUGUCACACUGUUUCAGAAGGAAUCAACUUCUUCCCAGGGAUCCACCGGGCAAUUAUCCUUUUAGAAAGCUGGAGGUUCAUGCUUAGGAGCGUCUGAUAACUUAAGCUGUGCAGAACAAAGAUGGCGUAUUGGCUUGGAGCAAUCAGCUAAGUCUUGCAUUGCCAGAGCUCUUCAUCUGCCUCCGGGCCAGCAAGUGGAGGACGUUGUAGGACCUGGAAGAGUUCAGCUGACAAGUGAAACAGUUUGAGUAAUUAGUGGUGGGGGAGCCAGAGCACUCCUGCCGCCAUAACUACAGUACGUUCCUUUAAAAAAAAAAUUUUUUUUUUUAUUAUUCAGUAAACAGUUUUUUUUCCCCCUACUUAAUGAGGAUUGUCAAUAAUUAAAUCAGGGGUAGGCAUUCCAGAUGUUGUGGACUAAAUCUCCUGUAAUGCUCUUAGUCAUGUUGGCAACGCAAGGGAGAUGUAGACAAUCUGCAGCAAUCCAUAUGUGGACUACUACAUGUUUUAGAGCCAGUUGUGGCCUAACAUUUGCAGUUUUCUAGUGAAUUUGACAAUUAUCGCUUAAUACAACUUUUGGCUGUGUUCUGAAAACUACAUAGAUGCUUCUUGUUUCCGAUGGCAAUGAAUAUCUAAACCUUCACUGUACCAAAAAAAUAUAAAUCAGACUGUAUAUAACAAGUCUAUUGUAAGUGCCUUGCAGGCCCCAAUGUCAGGGUUUUAAAGAAUUACAUUUUUAUGUAAAUUUCUCUUAUGUUUAGAUUACUGGCCUAAAUAUAAACCUACCUUUAAUCCAACAGCAGGAGCUAUUUUUUGCUGUAGCCUGCUCUUUCUUUCUCCUAAUGACUUUUCUCCAAAGGAUGCUUUACAUUAAAGGGAUCCUAUAGUGCCAGGAAAACGAAGCAUUUUCCCUGACACUAUAGGUUUAAAAGGUGCCCCUGUCCCUCGCACCCUCCCUUAAGCCACUCACCUGAAUCCAGCGUCGGCGCUGGGUCAGGCUUUGCCCACGCUCAUCCCCUGCAGACAUCGGCCGGCGGGGAAGACCUAAUGCGCACGUGUGCCUAUUGGCCGUGCUCACAUUAGCAUUAGUCAAUACUUCCUAUGAAGAAAAUCUGAUGCUGUAGGUCCUUCAUGCAUAGGACGUCCAGCGUCUGAUAACGGACCAAAGGUCCAUUUUGAUUCCGGAAGCGCCCCUAGUGGCUGUCUGGUAGCUGCAAUGUUUUACAUUGCAGCACUAAGUGCAACAGGGACACAGCACCCAGAUCACUGCAAUGAGUGGUCUGGGUGCCUACAGUGUCCCUUUAAGAAGCUUUGAGGACAGUAAUAGCUCAAUUCUUCACAGAGACAUUGGAUGCACACAGCAUCCCACAGACUAAAAUAGACUGAAUAAUUUAAAGGGACACUAUAGUGACCAGAACAACUUCAGCUUAAUGUAGUUGUUCUGGUGAGUAUAAUAGCUCCCUUCAGGCAUUUUUAUGCAAAGAGGCAGUGUUUACAUAGCCCCUAAGGACACCUUCAGAUGGCCACUGGAGGGGCGCCCUGCCGUUCGGUGCUCCCACGCUCUGCAUCGGGUUGCUGAAUUUUCCUCAGAGAUGCAUUAAUUCAAUGCAUCUCUACGAGGAGGUGCUGAUUGGCAAAAACAGUGUUUGGCCCCUCCCCCUCGCCAAUAUGCAUUGGAUGGGCGAAAAAUCGGCAAUGUUGAGGUCACCAAGGGGGCGGCGCUGGUGCCAGCAGACCCGUUGAGAGCUGGAAAUAAGGAUUUUUAACGCGUUCUGAGAGGGCAAGCCACCGAAAUGAGGGGUUUACAUUAUAGGAUCAGGAAUACAUGUUUGUGUUCCUGACCCUAUAGUGAUCCUUUAAUCUAUUUAUAUUAGACUGUUCAACAGAAACUAGUAGGCAUAAAAACUGCAAAAUGUAAACAGUGCCUUUUCUCAGCAACAGCACUGUUGUCAUUUGCAAGGCUAUAAAAGCUGCACCUAUGCCCCAAAAUCUCUUUAUUAAGAGAAAUUGAUUUAGUGCCUUGUGCAUCCCAUUAAUAUUAACCAGUUGUCCAGGAUAAUGGACAUUUAUAUAUUAAUUUUUACUCUCUAGACUAAACUAAUUAUGAAGACCUGUGUUGUCUCUUACCUUGCCCAUAUGGAGUGUAGAAAAAGGAAGAAAGCUGCAUUAAAUGAAAUAUAUGCAUUAUAAAAAAUAAAAUAAAAAAUAGGUUUUUCUGUACAAUGCACAUCUUGUUGCUCCAAACCAGAUUUAACAGAUUCACUUCAUCAUGCACUAAUGGAGAAGUGUAAAUGAGCU
Messenger RNA from Pelobates cultripes (western spadefoot toad), 65324 nucleotides. NCBI's taxonomy places the organism in Eukaryota, Metazoa, Chordata, Amphibia, Anura, Pelobatidae. The record is from the annotation of a GenBank genome assembly.